AUGUCAACACUGCCCACUGGGCCAGGUCCUGGUCCAGGUGCAGGUCCUGGUCCAGGUACAGGUUCUGAGCUGCCAGACCUGAGUCAUCUGACAGAGGAGGAGCGAAGCAUCAUCCUGUCAGUGAUGAAGAGGCAGAAGAAAGAGGAAGAGAAGGAACAGAGCAUGCUCAAGUAAGAACGGCACUUAACUGAUUUAUGACCACAAACUCACCUGAACCAAACUCACCUGAACCAAACUUACCUAAACCAAACUCACCUGAACCAAACCCACCUGAACCAAACUUACCUAAACCAAACUCACCUGAACCAAACUUACCUAAACCAAACUCACCUGAACCAAACCCACCUGAACCAAAUUCACCUGAACCAAAUCUGAACCAAAAUCACCUGAACCAAACUCACCUGAACCAAACCUACCUAAACCAAAUCUGAACCAAACUCACCUGAACCAAACUCACCUGAACCAAACCUACCUGAACCAAAUUAACCUGAACCAAACUCAUCGAAAGCAAACCUGAACCAAACUCACCCGAACCAAACCCACCUGAACCAAACUCACCUGAACUGAACUCACCUGAACCAAACCUACCUUAACCAAACUCACCUGAACCAAACUUGCCUGAACCAAAUCUAAACCAAACUCACCUGAACCAAACUUACCUGAACCAAACUUACUUGAACCAUACUCACCUGAACCAAACCUGAACCAAACUCACCUGAACCAAACCCACCUAAACCAAACUCACCUGAACCAAACCCACAUGAACCAAACUCACCUGAACUGAACUCACCUGAACCAAACCUACCUGAACCAAACUCGCCUCAACCAAACUCACCUCAACCAAACUUACCUGAACCAAAUCUGAACCAAACUCACCUGAACCAAAUCUGAACCAAACUCACCUGAACCAAAUCUGAACCAAACUCACCUGAACCAAACUUACCUGAACCAAACUUACCUAAACCAAACUCACCUGAACCAAACUCACCUGAACCAAACCCACUUGAACCAAAUUCACCUGAACCAAAUCUGAACCAAACUCACCUGAACCAAACCUACCUUAACCAAAUCUGAACCAAAAUCACCUGAACCAAACUCACCUGAACCAAACUCACCUGAACCAAACCUACCUUAACCAAAUCUGAACCAAACUCACCUGAACCAAACUCACCUGAACCAAACCUACCUGAACCAAACUAACCUGAACCAAACCCAUCAAAAGCAAACCUGAACCAAACUCACCCGAACCAAACCCACCUGAACCAAACUCACCUGAACUGAACUCACCUGAACCAAACCUACCUUAACCAAACUCACCUGAACCAAACUUGCCUGAACCAAAUCUAAACCAAACUCACCUGAACCAAACUUACCUGAACCAAACUUACUUGAACCAUACUCACCUGAACCAAACCUGAACCAAACUCACCUGAACCAAACCCACCUAAACCAAACUCACCUGAACCAAACCCACAUGAACCAAACUCACCUGAACUGAACUCACCUGAACCAAACCUACCUGAACCAAACUCGCCUCAACCAAACUCACCUCAACCAAACUGACCUGAACCAAAUCUGAACCAAACUCACCUGAACCAAAUCUGAACCAAACUCACUUUAGGGUCAUUCCAUGUCAAUUCUCUCAAGAAUCUACACUCACGUCACAGAUUUUGAUGAAAUUUGGUCCAAUACUUGCUCGCGGGAAUCCAGGUUUAUGAUAGCUUUGAAUUCUUCAUACUUUCUCAUGAUCGUCUCCUGCUCCUCGUUUGUAAAGUACGUGGUCCUUCACUCUCCGGCCUGCUCUGACGCUCCAGACUGGUCCAUGUUCGCGAUUGGUCAGAUGCGACGGGCUCCACCUUACAUGCGUGCACGCGCUCAUAGCAAAGCUGGAUCCACUUACGAGGUUGAUAACCAGCGUCGUAAGACCAUUUAGUGAGACCGCUGGCUACCACGCUGAGUUGAGCGAGGUAGCUACCUCGCUAGGUCGAACUUGUGAACUUGCUUCGUAAAAUAGGCCCCAGAACCAAACUCACCUAAAUUACCUGAGGCAAACUCCCCUAAGCUGCAGGUAUGCAACGAGAUGAUUAGUCCAGGGUUAGAUGACUGGUAGUGACAUUGUAAAGGGGACGUUGACCUUUGACCUCCAGCAGGAUGUACUGAAGCUGUGUGCAAGCUAACCUGUUUGUUGUCUCAGCCGACUGACGCUACUAAUCCUCCCACCCUCUCAUACACACACAUACACACACACACACACACACACUCACAGGAGCUCUGUGUUUUUAUAGAAACACACACACACACACACACACAAAGAAAAAGAAGGAGAAGGAAGAAGUCAGAUCAACAACACGAUCACAUAGAGAAGACAGAAGGGCGGGGCUAAAAAAAGUCAGCAAAACUGUCAAGCCAUAUAUUUUUUUUAUGUGUUAAUUUUUACAGGAGACAUGUUUAUUUUUACAGUAAAAAUGUUUCUUUUUACAGUAAACAUGUUUAAUUUUACAGAAAACAUGUUUAUUUGUCCUAAAACAUGUUUAUUUACAAAGUAAACAUUUUAAUUUUUACAGUAAACAUGUUUAUUUUUACAACUAACAUUUAUAUUUUUACAGUAAAUUAGUUUCUUUUUACAGUAAAAAUGUUUAUUUUUGCAGUAAACAUGUUUAUUUUUGCAGUAAACAUGUUUAUUUUUACAGUUAACAUGUUUCUUUACAGUUAACAUGUUUUUUUACAGGAGACAUGUUUAUUUUUACAGUAAUAAUGUUUAUUUUUACAGUACAAAUGUUUUUUUUGUAGUAAACAUGUUUAUUUUUACAGUUAACAUGUUUACUUUUACAGUAAACAUGUUUAUUUUUACAAUUAACAUGUUAAUUUUUACAGUAAAAAUGUUUCUUUUUACAGUAAACAUGUUUAAUUUUACAGAAAACAUAUUUAUUUUCACAGUAAACAUUUUAAUUUUUACAGUAAACAUGUUUAUUUUGCAUUAAUGUCCAAAUUGUCUAAUAGCCUAAGUGAAAAACAUGUAUGAUUGAUGUGACUAAACAGAACUGAUAAUAAGGAUAAUUGAAUUUGAAAAACAAAUGUCUUAAAAUAAUGUGUAACAAUGUUCCAAUUAAAUGUACAAAUAGUAAAACAGAUUUUUGCAGUCUGCAGCAUCCAACCAUAGUAACUUGAGAAUGCAGAACAGCACCAUCUAUUGCUGUGCUUCAGUUACUGCCCUACAUCUGAAUGUAGAAAGUAUGAAACAGCUGAAGUUAAAUUAAUUGUAUAAAUGUAGAAAGUAAAGAAAAGCAGAAGUAGAAGAAAAAGAAGAAGUUAGUAUGUUAAAAGAGUUAAAGACAAGAACUGUAACAACAAAGUUAAUAUUGGGGGUGUAUUUUCUACUGACAGAGAGACAGUGUUUGUGCCCGCGCGCGCGCGGCCGAGCCCGUGCGUGUGCAUGUGCGUAUGUGAUCGAAGCACACAGCCCAUGACAAGUGCUGAUAUCGCAAAAGCAGUGAAAAACCGUCUGAACUUUUCCCCCUAGCGCAAUUUCCGUAAGUCAUAUCCCAAAAACAAGAUGAUUUUAGGAGUCCUGAGAUUCCCAUGAACACAAUGAUGUAUUCUUUAUGUCUAAAGUGUAAAAAAUGUGGCCACAACAGCGAGUUAAAAAACGGCUUCAGUGUAGUGUCUGUCAGGGUUUCUUGGCCAAAAUUUAACAUGGGAGUUAAUGGGCAGAAUCUCUGACUCCUACGGAAUGUACUCACCUCCUGGGCAAGCGGUACAAUUUGAUGACUUCAGACCUAUUUUGUGAGAAGCAGGACGAGUGUACCUCCAUUUUGAUGUGUUUUUUAUGGCUGUGGAGAGAAAAUUGCGGCCGUGGGAGCAAAAUAAUCACGCUUGGUCUAGUGAAUCCAAAACGCUCCCCCCGCUCUAGUGAUGACGUCACACGCUCUAGUGUUUCCAAUACACACUCAUUGGAAAGGCUGAAAAAGGCAGAAAACUUCAUGUUGCGCCAAGCUAAAUUGUGCAAAAAACGGUAGGAAAUAGCAAGAAGGAGUGAAACAACAUUUAUAGCAGACAAGUUGCUGAACAUUUUAAAGCAAAAAUGAGGUCUGUAGGUGAAAGUAUGCAGAAGUUAUAAGGGUGAGAAGGUGUUAUAGCUGUAGCCGGAGUGGAGAGAUUUCUCCAUUCAUUUCUAAUGGAACAAAUUUUGCAGAAAAAGUGAAAUAUUGCAAAAAGUAUAAAUGGUAGAGAGGUGAAAAGUAAUAGCCAUAUUGUCCUGAAGGAGUGCAUUAGUAUAAAGUUUGAAUGGUUAAAAUAGCACAAAGUGGGAAGGAGUUGAAAAGGGCCAAAAAAGGUAAGGAAGAAUAAUAAUAACAACUAGAAAAAUUGCAUUUCCUUGCAGAAAAUGCGUGGAAAUGCUGAGUGCUGAAAGCUGAAAAAGCAAUGCUUAACUGCUAAUAAAACAUGGAGAAAUGUAUAAAUGUUAAAGCUGUUGAAGGGGUGUGAAAGAAAUGUAAGUUGGAUAAUUGAUUAAUUGGUUGAAGGACAAAUAGUAUGAAUAUGCUCUAUAAAAAGAAAUUUUAUUCAUGCUGAAAGAGGCUAGAAAAAUGUCUAAAAUUGCACAAAGUUUGAAUGAAGAAGGAAAUUGCCUUAAAAGGCAGGAAGGUGGGAAGUGGCAUAAGUUUAAUUUUUUAAGUAUUAGAAAGGUUUGAAUCAGUUUGAAUCAGUUCAAAUUAGUUUGAAAAAUUAAAUGAUAAAUCAUCACUGAGUGACUUUAAAAUGUGAAAAAUCUAAAUGUAUAAAAAUCCUAAAUACACCCCAUAAUGUCCUCAAUGAGCUCAAAUUUUAAAGCCCUGAAUGGUUUCUGUAGGUCAAAUGUCAUGUGAGGAGAUAGGGGCUGAAGUUUUUUCAAGCACUCUAGUAAAGGGUUUUAAGUGUCAUCCCCAGUGCUAUGUGUGCUGAGCCUGGCUUCAUGUGUCUCAUAUGGCCAUUAGAAGCAGCUUUCCAGUCAGCUGUGUGUCUCCAGGUGCACAAAUUGGUUGCCAUGGGGACCUUGGAUGCAUAACUAUAGCAGGAGAAAGAAGGCUUGAAGCUAAGGAAACAGGACUCCAAGUAGGCCCUGACACUCAUCCUCUGUAUAUAUUCAUGAUAAGGAGCUUGUGAGAACACAAGACUCUGCUGAACACAUUAAUACAAUUUAUUAUCACAAUCCUCAAAACACCCCAUAAUAUCUUCAAUGAGCUGAAUUUUAGAAGCCCAGAAUGGUUUCUGUAGCUCAAAGUUUGUGGGUGGAGAUAGGUGGCGAAGCAGACACAUAUUAACUGUGUGUACAAGCAGCUGAACUGCAAGGUAGACCUCAUAAAGCAACAAGUACAAGAAUGUGUGUGUGUGUGUGUGUGUCUCGUUAAUGACUGCAUCCUAAACAGCUGUGAGAUCAAAGGCAAAUCACUGACCUACUGUUUGAAUGAGAAGCAGCUGAACUGCAGAGGAUUUAGAGGCUCUAAACUUCUUCACAUAGCGUGAUUUCCUUAAGUCCCAGAAUGAAAAUAAGAACAUCGUACGAAUCCUCCGCCCUUCAUGAACACAAUGAUGUGUUUUUCAUGUCUGUACUCCGACAAAUGUGGCCACAACAGCGAGUUAAAAAAGUCUGAGCCUGAGCGAUGAUCCGGAUUUUCUUGGAGAAAAAUAACAUUAAGGUCAAUGGGAGAGAUUUCCGCCUUCUUUGGACAGUUGGUCACCUGCUGGCCAAGGGGUACGAUUUAAUGAUUUGAAACCUCUUUUGUGAGAAGCAGGACACAUAUACCUCCAUUUUGAUGUAUUAUUUGUGUCAGUGGAAUGAGAUUUGUGGGCGUGGGAGCGAUAUAUUCGAGCGAGGUUCUGUUGAUCAGAGACGAGGUCUGCACUCUAGCUUUUCAAAUCAUCACUCUAGCCUCUCCAAUACACCCCUAUUAUAAAGCCUGAAAUUUGCUGAAAACCACGAGUUGCAUAAAGCUAAAUUGUGGAAAAACUGUAAAAGAUAGCACAACGACGUUAAUACAACAUCAAUAGUCGACAAGACAAUGAACAUUUUAAAGCAAAAAUGAGGUCUCUAGGUGAAAGUAUGCUGAAGUUAUAAGGCUUAGAAGGUGGAUGAAUAACAGGAAGUAUUGGAAGAUUUCCCCAUUCGUUUCUAUGGGAAAAAAAGUUUGGCACAAAAAGUGAAAAAUAAUAAAAAGUACAAAGGAUAGAAAGGAAAAAAAUACAAGCACACAUGUCCUGAUGGAGUGGAAUAGUUUAAAGUUUGAACGGUUGAAAUCGGACAAAGUUUGAAGGAGGAGAAGCGGUCCAAAGAAACGUAUGGGGGGAGUGUUAAGUAUAAUACUAGAAAAAUUGCAUUUCCUUGCAGAAAAUGCGUGGAAAUGCUGAGUGCUGAAAGCUGAAAAAGCAAUGCUAAACUGCUAAUAAAACAUGGAGAAAGGUAUAAAUGUUAAAGCUGUUGAAGGGGUGAAAAAGAAAUAUAAGUUGGAUAAUAGUUUAAUUGGUUGAAGGACAAAUAGUAUGAAUAUGCUCUAUAAAAGGAAAUUUUAUUCAUGCUGAAAGAGGCUAGAAAAAUGUCGAAAAUUGCACAAAGUUUGAAUGAAGAAGGAAAUUGCCUUAAAAGGCAGGAAGGUGAGAAGUGGCAUAAGUUUAAUUUUUUAAGUAUUAGAAAGGUUUGAAUCAGUUUGAAUCAGUUCAAAUUAGUUUGAAAAAUUAAAUGAUAAAUCAUCACUGAGUGACUUUAAAAUGUGAAAAAUCUAAAUGUAUAUAAAUCCUAAAUACACCCCCUAAUGUCCUCAAUGAGCUCAAAUUUUAAAGCCCUGAAUGGUUUCUGUAGGUCAAAGGUCAUGUGAGGAGAUAGGGGCUGAAGUUUUUUCAAGCGCUCUAGUAAAGGGUUUUAAGUGUCAUCCCCAGUGCUAUGUGUGCUGAGCCUAGCUUCAUGUGUCUCAUAUGGCCAUUAGAAGCAGCUUUCCAGUCAGCUGUGUGUCUCCAGGUGCACUAAUUGGUUGCCAUGGGGACCUUGGAUGCAUAACUAUAGCAGGAGAAAGAAGGCUUGAAGCUAAGGAAACAGGACUCCAAGUAGGCCCUGACACUCAUCCUCUGUAUCUAUUCCUGAUAAGGAGCUUGUGAGAACACAAGACUCUGCUAAACACAUUAAUACAAUUUAUUAUCACAAUCCUCAAAACACCCCAUAAUAUCUUCAAUGAGCUGAAUUUUAGAAGCCCAGAAUGGUUUCUGUAGCUCAAAGUUUGUGGGUGGAGAUAGGUGGCGAAGCAGACACAUAUUAACUGUGUGUACAAGCAGCUGAACUGCAAGGUAGACCUCAUAAAGCAAAGAGUACAAGAAUGUGUGUGUGUGUGUGUGUGUGUGUGUGUGUGUGUCGUUAAUGACUGCAUCCUAAACAGCUGUGAGAUCAAAGGCAAAUCACUGACCUACUGUUUGAAUGAGAAGCAGCUGAACUGCAGAGGAUUUAGAGGCUCUAAACUUCUUCACAUAGCGUGUUUUCCUUAAGUCACAGAAUGAAAAUAAGAACAUCGUACGAAUCCUCCGCCCUUCAUGAACACAAUGAUGUCUUUUUCAUGUCUGUACUUCGAAAAAUGAGGCCACAACAGCGAGUUAAAAAAGUCUGAGCCUGAGCGAUGAUCCGGAUUUUCUUGGAGAAAAAUAACAUUAUGGUCAAUGGGAGAGAUUUCCGCCUUUUUUGGACAGUUGGUCACCUGCUGGCCAAGGGGUAGGAUUUAAUGAUUUGAAACCUCUUUUGUGAGAAGCAGGACACAUAUACCUCCAUUUUGAUGUAUUAUUUGUGUCAGUGGAGUGAGAUUUGUGGGCGUGGGAGCGAUAUAUUCGAGCGAGGUUCUGUCGAUCAGAGACGAGGUCUGCACUCUAGCUGAUGACAUCAUCACUCUAAACUCUCCAAUACACACCCAUUAUAAAGCUUGAAAUUUGCUGAAAACCACAAGUUGCUUAAAGCUAAAUUGUGGAAAAACUGUAAGAGAUAUCAAAAAACUGAGUACAACUAUAAUAGUCGACAAGUAAAUGAACAUUUUAAAGCAAAAAUGAGGUCUGUAGGUGAAAGUAUGCUGAAGUUAUAAGGUCUAGAAGGUGGAAGAAUAAAAGGAAGAAUUGGAAGAUUUCCCCAUUGACUUCAAUGUUAAAAUUUUUGCACAAAAAGUUAAAAAAAACAAAAAGUAUAAAUGUUAGAAAAGUGAAAAGUAAUAGCAAACGUGUCCUGAAGGAGUGGAAUAGUUUAAAGUUUGAACGGUUGAAAUCGCACAAACUGGGAAGGAGUUGAAAGCGGACGAAAAACGGCGGAAGAAUAAUAAUAAUAAUAAUAAUAAUAAUAAUAAUAAAGAAACGGGAGAAUAACAAUAAGUGGAAAUGCCUAUCAGCAUUUCCACUUAAAAAGAAACAGGAGAAUAACAAUAAGUGGAAAUGCUGUGUCAGCAUUUCCACUUAAUAAUCGCCAACACCCGCUGCUCAAACGGCGUGAGGGUCUCCUCCCCCGGACCCCCACCUGUCUGGCCGGUACUCCUCCGGAGGGCAGCUGUACGCCGCUUGACCUCCACCUUGAGGUCCGACCACUUUUUUUGAAUCUCCCCGGGGAUGCGUGUCUCGGAACCCACCGCGUCCACCCUCUCGCAAACUUUCUCCCACUCCAAGCGUUUUCGUUUUGCACUGACGCCACUGGACAGGCUGCCAAACAAAACACGCUGUCGCUCCUCCACCUCUGCCACCAGCACCUCCACCUCGCACGCUGUAAAUUUAGUUUUUCUUGUCAUUUUGUCUGCGUGCGAGGACAGGGAGACCAUUUUUAAAUAAAUCUGCAUAUUUGUAGGUGGGCGUAACGGGGGCGGGCCCAGUCACUCCGAAAUCUGCGCUCAAUUCCACGCUGAUUGGGAUUUAUCAAGGAAACACACGUGGCUUUCGGCGCCCGCACACCUUGAUACAUACAGAUUUUUUUCAGCGUGACGGACCUUGCAUGCGCUCGUUUCUAGUAUGAGUCCCACGCAAGUGUUGAUACAUGAGGCCCCUGAUCACAUUAUCACUGAUAAUGUUACUAUUAUUGAGUGGGAUUGCAAAGCAUUCCCACUAUAUGUUAUUCAUAUCUUUAUUAUUAUUAUUGAGUGGGAUUGCGAAGCAUUCCCACUAUAUGUUAUGCAUAUCUUUAUUAUUAAGUGGGAUUGCGAAGCAUUAAAAUCACUCAUUGAUAAUGCAUUAUACAAUUCUUCAAACAAACUUAAAUUCAUUCAAACUGAUUCAAAUCUUUCUGAUUCUUCAAACCUCUUUUACUUCCAGAUUUUUAAUCAUUUUAAUUUUCCAGUUUUAAAUCAUUUUCACUCUUAAUGCAUUAUUCAGUUCUUUCAAACAAGUUACAACUCAUUUGAACUAAUUCAAACCUUACAGAUUCUUCAAGCCUUUCCUGUACUUCAGGGUUUUUAAUCAAUUUUAUUUUCACACGUUGAAUUUUUAAAAUUAUUAUUCAUGCAUUAUUCAAUUCAUUCAUCUGAGUUUAUUCGAAUUGAUUCAAACCUUCCUGAUACUUCAAACAUUUUUAUCUUUCACAUAUUUUUAAAAAUAGCAAUUUUAACAGGAGCAAUCCCACUUGCAAUUUCUUCAGAAAUUGCAUUUUCUAGUUAUUAUGAUUAUUAUUUAAUCAUGUUAACUGAAAUAGAUUAUAAUUAAUCAUCAUCAUAAUUAAUCAUUGUUAUCAUUAGUAUUUUUAUCAUGUCGUACUCUAGAGCUGAAGAAGAAAAAACUUUAUUUGUUUGUUAAAAAGGGUUAAUACAUGACAAAACUCUUCCUGUUAGCUGCUCCUGUUAGCGGCUCAUCCUAGCUGCUCCUGUAAGUGGCUCCUGUUAGCGUGAGUGAUGGCGAAUCUUCUGCGUUGGCGCAUUUAUCAUGUCAGACUGUCGAAAAACAACAUGGCCGCCAUCCUGUUCCUCCUGUAGAUGGCCAAGCUAACAUUAGCACUGCUGUUUUAUGACCUGUUUGUAACCUCUGACCCGCGACAGGAAGUUACAUCAGCAGUUUGAGCAAUACAAGGACCAAGUGAGGAAGCUGGGGGAGGAGCCUCAGGUGCCCUCGGCGGCAAAGGCAGAGUAUCCCACAUGUGGAAUCUGUCAGAAGACCAAGUUCGCAGACGGCUGCGGUCACGCCUGCUGCUACUGUCAGAGCCGCUUCUGCGCUCGCUGUGGGGGGCGUGUCCAGCUGAGAGCUAAUAAGGUUAGUGCAUGUCUGUGAGAAGGUAGGAUAAGAGGAGGUAGGAAAGAGGACAGAGGAGGUAGGAUAGAGGAGAGAGGACAGUGGAGAUAGGAAAGAGGAGAGAGCACAGAGGAGGUAGGAGAGAGGAGAGAGGACAGAGGAGGUAGGAUGGAAGACAAAGGAGGUAGGAUAGAGGAGUGAGGACAGAGGAAAUAGGAAAGAGGAGGUAGGAAAGAGGAUAGAGGACAGGGGAGGUAGGAUAGAGAACAGAGGACAAAGGAGGUAGGAUGGAAGAGAGAGGAAAGAGGAGGUAGGAUAGGGGAGAUAGGACAGAGGAGGUAGCAUGGAAAAGAGAACAGAGAAGGGAUAGAAGAGGUAGGAGGGAAGAGAGAGGACAGGGAACAUAGGGUGGAUAAAGGAGGUCGGGUAGAGGAUAGAGGACGGGGGCAUAGGAUAAAGGACAGGACAGAGGAGGUAGGAUGAAGGAGAGAGGACAGAAGAGGUAGGAUAGUGGAGAAAGGAAAGGAGGUAGGAUAGAAGAGAAAGGACAGAGGAGGUAGGAUAUAAGACAGAGAAGGUAGGAUAACGGAGAGAGGUCAGAGGAGGUAGGAUAGGAGAGAGAACAGAGGAGGUAUGAAAGAGGAGAGACGACAGAGGAGGUGAAAUUGAGGUGGUAGAUUAGAGGAUAGAGGACAGAGGAGGUAGAAAAGAGGAGAGAGGACAAAGGAGGUAGGAUGAAGGAGAGAGGAUGGAGGAGGAAGGACAGAGUACAGAGGAGGAAGGAUAGAGGAGGAAGGAUAGAAAACAGGACAGGGGAGGUAGGAUGGAGGAGAGAGGACAGAGGAGGUAGGAAAGAGGAGAGACGACAGAGGAGGUAGAUUACAAGAUAGAGGACUGAGGAGGUAAAAAAGAGGAGAGAGGAAAAAGGAGGUAGGAUGGAGAAAAGAGGACAGAGGAGGUAGGCUAGAGGAGAGAGGACAGAGGAGGCAGGAUAGAGGAGAGAGGACAAAGAAGGUAGAAUAGAGGAGAGAGGACAAAGGAGGUAGGAUAGAGGAGAGAGGACAGAGGCAGUAGGAUGGAGGAGAGGGGACAGAGGCAGUAGGAUGGAGGAGAGGGGAUAGAGGAGUGUGGACAGAGUAGGUAGGAUAGUGGGGAGAGGACAGAGAAGGUAGAAAGGGGAGAGAGGACAGAGGAGAUAGGAUAGAGGAGAAAGGAUAGAGGAGGUAGGUUAGAAAAGAGAUGAUGGAGGAGAGAAGACAGAGGAGAUAGGAUAAAGGAAAGAGGACAGAGGAGGUGGGAGAGAGAAGUGAGGAUAGAGGAGGUAGGAUAAAGGAGAGAGGACAGAGGAGAUAGGAUAUAGGAGAGAGGACAGAGGAGGUGGGAUAGAGGAGAGUUUUGGUUCAUAAUGAGUUUAGACUUGUUGGGUCAAAUGACAGUAAAUGACAUUAUUAUUGUAUUCACUUAACUGUCAACACCUGUGCGUGUGUGUGUGUGUGUUUUUGUGUGUCUGUUUCUGUUUUUGUGUGUGUUAACUUGUGUGUGUUAACGUGUGUGUGUGUGUGUGUGUGUGUGUGUGUGUGUGUGUGUGUGUGUUUGUGUGUGUUUCAGGUCAUGUGGGUGUGUAAUGUCUGCAGGAAGAAACAGGACAUUCUCACUCAGUCGGGGGAGCUGCUUACUCGAGGGGUUUCCUACCCCCCCACUCAGGGGCCUCCAGGGGCCCUCAGACCCCUGAGUAACGGGGCCUCAGAACGGUGAGUCAACAGGGACGGACAGGUGAACAUGAUCAGGUACAGGAACCUACGACUCUAAUCUGCUCUCUGAUUGGUCUGUUUUUUUUUUUUUAUGACAGGAGGUCCAGCCCCUCUUUGUCACAAGAUGAUGGUGGGCAGGUCAAGACCUCCCAAUCCCCCUCUGAUUACAGUUGUGAGAGACUUCCUCAUUCAUCACAUGACUUCCAGUGCAGCAGGAGGGAGGAGCCUCUGUGCCGUGUGCGACCAAUCAGAGAUGAUCACAGCUGCUGGUUCUCACAGGUGAGUCUAACUGGUCAGGUGAGGGUGAGGGAGAGAGGACAGAGGCGGUAGGAGGAAAGAGAAUGAAGGACAGAGGAGGAGGUAGAAUAGAGGAGAGAGGAUAGAGAAGGUAGGAUAGAGGAGAGAGGACAGAGAAGGAAGGAUAGAGGAGAGAAGAAAGAGGGGUAAGGAUAGAGGAGCGAGGACAGGGGAGGUAGGAUAAAGGAGAGAGGACAGAGGAGGUAGGGUGGAAGAGGUAGGAUAGAGGAGGUAGGAGGGAGGACAGAGGACACAGGAGGUAGGCUAGAGGAGAGAGCACAAAGGAGGUUGGAUGAAGACGAGAGGACAGUGGAGGUAGGUUGGAGGACAGAGGAAGGUGGAGGACAGAGGAAGGAGAGAGGAAGGAGGACAGAGGAUAGAGGUGAGAGGAGAUAGGAUGGAGGAGAGAGGACAGUGGAGGUAGGAUAAAGCAGAGAGGAAAUAGGAUGGAGAUGAGAGGACAGAGGAGGUAGGAUAGAAGUGUGAGGACAGAGGAGGUAGGAUAGAGGAGUGAGGACAGAGGAGGUAGGAUGGAGGAGAGAGGACAGAGAAGGUAGGAUAGAGGAGGUAGGACAGAGGAGGUAGGGUGGAGGAGGUAGGAUAGAGGAGAGAGGAGAGGGGAGGUAGGAUGGAGGAAGUAGGAUAGAGGAUUUUUGUCCAGUCAGUGAAGGAUUUGGGUUCCGACCCUGCCUCCGUGGUUACUCUUAGGACCAGGUUCAGGAUGAGCGAGAGUGGUGGCGGCAGCAGGAGGAGGAGUUUCAGGCCCGUUACCGUAGUGACCCGAACCUGGCCCGUUAUCCUGUGAAGCCUCAGCCGAGCGAGGAGGCCAUGAGGAUGUUAGCUCAUGUGGGGCGAGUGCGCCAUCAACGCCGCCACAGUGACGUUUCCCUGGCGACCUCUGAACCUGAUGACCCUUACUUUAGAUACGCAGGUACACACACCUGACUUCAAAUGGGAAUCGAACCGUCAACCUCUUCCUGAAACUGAACUCACUGUUUUCUUCACAGCUCACCAUCAGAACCGGCGUCAGGGGUUGGUCAGCCACAGAGGUCAGAGGUCAUUAUCUGUUGAUCGAGCAGCAAAUCACAUCAGUCCCACCUCCCCUCGCCGCAGCCCAUUUCCCCGGCAACACCUGGAUCCUGAGAGCGCCGCCCAGAGGGGGGGGAAGAUGUACGUGAUUGGCAGCUUCAGCAGCUCGGAGGAGGAGGAGCUUGUGAUCACGCCAGAAUACGGCGAGGAACCAGACCGUGAGUGACCACAUGAUAACGGUCUAGUAAGACCUGCAGGUACCCAGAACGGGUCUCAAGAAGCAGAGUGGUUUUGGAUUCUGUCUCUGGAUCCUGGUUCUGGAUCCUGGAUCUGGAUCUGGAUCUGGUCUCCUUGUUUGCAGUGAUGUUGUUUAGGUUUGCAGCUCCAUGAUUCAGAACCUGGUCCGACCCAAGAAACCCUGUUUUCCUCAUUCUGUUCCCGAAAUGUGGACCAACCAGAACCAACACAUCUGGAUCAGAGAGUUUGUUAGAGACCAGAGGCCUGGACUACGAAGCUGGAUUAACACAUCCAGGAUAACUCUGCGACAACUCGCUAAACUUCACCAGAUCUCCGCGAUCCCGAUCAGCUGUACUACGAAGCCGGUUAUCAACUCGAUAACUGAAUCCAGGUGUGGCCACUUCAGAUCUGUGCGCGCACACGUAAAGGGGGCGGGGUCAGUGCCACCUGACCAAUCUCCACAAUGGAGAAGGCUGCACGUCAUUUUUCACAGCCGAGGAACAGAGCAUUAUUUUACGAGGAGUACCGCAACAUCAUAACAGUGAGGAUCAGGACAGCCACAGCCGCUAAAAACCGGAGGGACUGCUGACAAAAAAAAAUCACCGGUUGUGUAAAUUACACAUUUGUGCGUUCAUAAAUUUAUGGCCCCUUAUAUGUUGUCAUGCAGCGUGUGUGAUCACCUCCAUCAUUAACCUCAUUAUUUCAGAUACAACAGCAGUGGGGAAAAGAGUACGUGGGAGCAAAUAAAAAUAAAUCUAAAAACAUCCUUUAAAGUAGUUUGUAAGUUUAUUGGAAGAUUUUAUUUGUACAUAUUUCAACGCGUAAACAGUGAUUUCCUCACACCGCCUUUUUUUCUUUUUUCUCCAUCAUCUGAUGGUCACGUCAUCUGCAGACACAUUUGGGGUUAAGAGGAGUUUUCUAAUCUGCUGCAAUAAAUUCUGAAUGAUGACUAACAAAUUUGAACCUGGAGCUUGGCAAAUAUUAGUGUGUUGCUUAGACUUCAUGCUACCUGAAUAUUGAGGCCGUCCGAGGAAAACCUGUAAUGUUCAUAGAGAACUUCAUCAGGUAAAUCAAAGGGGUUUGAACGAUCAUGAAUAUAACGCUCUCGGUGAAGCGCUCCUCUCACUAUCCGUGCAACGAUGUCCCCGGGAUCUGGCAAAAGUGGGCAAGCCAUUUUCCAAGAGAUCCGAUUGGUCAUUGGGCGGUUUUUUAUACCUGCUGAGAUCUUAUCUUGAAACAUAACCUGCUCCGGAGCAGGUUUGGCGUUCCGCGUAAGUUACCGGGGCAACGGACCCGGAUAAAAAGAGAUCCACCUUCGUAGUACAGAAAACCCAGAAGUUAUCCAGAAGUUAUCUUGCUAAGACCAAAUCCAGCUUCGUAGUACAGGCCUCUGGAGAGUUCAGGAUUUGGUUCAGUCCAGUUAAUUGUUCCAGUGAAGACCCAGGUUCUGGUUCUGUUCCUGCAGAAAUCUACUUCAGAGUUGAACCAUACCCUGAAGAUAUAAUGAACCAUGUUCCGGCUGGGUUCUGGCAUGGUUCUGUGUAUUGGUUCUUGGUGGGUUCUGGCAUGGUUCUGUGUAUUGGUUCUUGGUGGGUUCUGGCAUGGUUCUGUGUAUUGGUUCUUGGUGGGUUCUGGCAUGGUUCUGUGUGUGGGUUGUGGCUGGGUUCAGGCAUGGUUGUAUGUGUGUCCUGGCUGGGUUCUAAAAGGGUUCUAAGUGGGUUCUGGCUGUGUUCUGGCCUGGUUCUGUGUGUGGGUUCCCUGUAGUUUCUGUGUGUGGGUUUUGGCUGGGUUGUGGCAUGGUUCUGUGUGGGUUCUAGCAGGGUUCUGUGUGUGGGUUCUGGCUUGGUUCUGGCAUGGCUCUGUGUGUGGGUUCUGGCAGGUUCCUGGCAUGGUUCUGUGUGGGUCCUGGCAGGGUUCUGUGUGUGGGUUCUGGCUUGGUUCUGGCAUGGUUCUGGCAGGGUCCUGGCAUGGUUCUGUGUGGGGGUUCUGGCAUGGUUUUCUGUGUUAGUUCUGGCUGUGUUCUGGGUGGGUUCUGUGUUGGUUCUUGCUAAGUUCUGUGUGAGUUCUGGCAUGGUUCUGUGCGUUGGCUCUGGCAGGGUUUAGGCAUGAUUCUGUGUGUUGGUUCUGGCUGGGUUCUGGUAUGGUUCUGUAUGUGGGUCCUGGCUGGGUUCUAGCAUUUUUUUGGUGUAGGUUCUGUGUGGGUUCAGGCUGGGUUUUGUGUGUUUGUUCUGGCUGGGUUCUGGCAUGGUUCUGUGGGUGGGUUCUGGCAGGUUUAUGUGUGGGUUCUUGUAGGCCUGGACGAUAUAGAAAAAAAGCAUAUCGAUAAAAAAUAAAUCAUAUUGAUCGAUAUCGAUAAUUAUCGAUAUAAUUAUUAUAGUUAUUUAACAUAUAUUUUAAUUGCAGCCCUGGAUGUUUUAUGCUAUUGCUUAAUGACCUACUUUUAAUAAAGAACACACAAGCACUGAAUUCAAAUUCAAACCUUUAUUCAACCACCUUUUUUUUUUUACCACAACUGAAAGUUUUUUAAAAAAGAACUAAAAAAAAAAAGAAAUCAACUUAAGGGGCCUGAGUGACGUCAGUAAAUACUGACAAACAUAAAGACUAAAGUGACCAGAAAAUCUGAUAAAUAAAUAUUUAAAUAGUCUUUUGAUGAAAAUAAACAAAACAAACAAAUAUAUAAAUAAACAGAAUAGCUUUAGGUGGGAAUAGCAUACUACCAGUUUUAACUGUGUGAGAAACUGCCCACAGCCUGGUGUCUGAACACUGAAAUAUUUCUCCCGGGGCCGGGAGAUUUAUUUUUUUAAUUAUCAUGUGAUUGACUUGAUACGCAAACUGAGCACGAGAAGCAGGACUUAUCCACGCCGGUGUUGUGUCGUAGAAUGCACCCCUGCCGAAUGCACCCCCUGCUAGUAGCCAUGAUCCAAAUACUCGCGUCUUUGUAAAAUAUGAGCUCAUUUUCUUCCACUUUAAGAAGCUAAUGAGUGGACGGGAUGCAUUCUUCUCACCUUUUCAACCCCUGACCCAUUUUCAUGCCUGAAGCGCUGUGUUUGAGAAAUACUUGCGGCCGGGCACUUCAUAUCGCGGGUCGAGAAUGGCUAGAAGCUGGUUGAAGCCAGGCUUUUCAACGGUAGUUAUUGGCAGUAUGUCCCUCGCUAUGAAGCAUGUUACUGCAUGGGUGAUGUCCUUAUGCCGCUCGGACGCUUUGUCGUAUUUUGGCAAGAAACGAAGUCCAGUUUGGUCUGCUUCACAUGCUUUGUGCUGGUGCUGGCAGCGGUUCCAGAGGAUUCCUCCUCCGACGAUGACGUGGAGCCGCGGCGCGGCCGACACAGCUCGUACUCCUGCGGGUGCGACCGGUUUAGAUGGUAAAACAAGUUGGUUGUGUUACCAGACUUGGUUUUUACCAAUUCUCUGCAAAUUUUGCAAACGACCGCUGUUAGCUUUUUGUCAGACUUCUAAAAACCAAAACACUGCCAUGCUGGUGAACUACUGACAAUGUCCUCCGCUUCUCCUUGCUGUAUCAUUUUUUCUAAUACACGUGCUGUCUGUUGUGGUUUGAUAGGGGCUGGGCUUGGUGCCGUAGUGUACCUGGGUCUGCGUUUGUGAUUGGUUGGGAGGAAGUAAUGACUGUAGUAAAAGCUACAUGAUAGGCUAUGAUGAAAAAGAAAGGGAAACUGUGUUUUUCUAUCGAACUUUUUAUCGACCCGUUUUUUUUCUAUCGCAGCACACGUCUAUCGAUCGAUAUAUAUUGUUAUCGAAUUAUCGUCCAGCACUAGGUUCUUGAUGAGUUCUCUGUGGGGGUUCUGUGUGUGGGUUCUGACAUGGUUCUGUGUGUGGGUCCUGACAUGAUUCUGUGUGGGUUCUGGCAUGGUUCUGUGUUUGGGUUCUAAGUGGGUUCUGGCAGGGUUCUGUCAGUGGGUUCUGGCAGGGAUGUGUGUGUGGGUUCUGGUUGGGUUAUGGCAUGGUUUUGUGUGUGGGUUCUGGCUGUGUUCUGGCCUAGUUCCUAGCAUUUGUUCUGGCUGUGUUCUGGCCUGGUUCUGUGUGUUGGUUCUGGUCGUGUUUCAGAGGGAACAGUGUGUAUUCUCUCUCUCUCUGACAGUAAUUAGAUCAGGGCUCUAAUCCUCUUAGAGUAGAACUCUGGGCUCAGCUCCAGCAGAACUCUGGGCUCGGCUCCAACAGGUUCUUUUUCAACAGACCCAAGAGGGAUCCCACUGACAGAGAACCUGGUUCUGACAGGUUCUUGCUGGUUUGAAGAGUUCUGGAGCUGUUCUCUAAGACCCGCUGGGGUUCUCUCAGGUCCACAUCAUGAACCUGUUCUCAGGUUCUGUGCAGACCCGGUUCCUCAGGGUUGUGGUCUGUGUUGUUUCUCGGGUCAGGUUUAAUCUGCUGCCCUUGUCUUAUUGGACCAGAAGUCACCUGGUUCAGGCUGAGGACCUCUGAUUGGCUGGGCGCUUCUUGGCUCCUCCUCCUGGGUCUGGAGGUGUCAGAGGAGCUCAGAGUCUCUUCAGCCACUGACUCGCCAACACCUGAAGGAAAACCCAAACCAGCAGAGUCCUGACAGACCCGGAUCCCUCUCCCCAGAACUCUGGUGGACCCUUUGGACCCGUGUUUUGACCCUGGUUUUGACAUGUCUGUUUCUGAGCGGACUCUUUAGUCCUGGAUUGGAUUAAAGGAGGAGAGAGUGGAUUAGCCGCCGCCGCUCAGGACACUCUGUGGUCACCCAGGAAUAGAAACACCAACAACAACGGACAACUGGACCAUCAACCAGGACCAGAACCUGUCAGAACCACAGGUGGACCAGUGUCUGUGAAGAACUGGGUCUAUAGAGGUCCUCUCAGAACUCUGGACUAUGAGAUUUUCAUUAGGAGAGGGUCCAGAUCAAGCUAACAGCCUCCAUGUUUACUCACUAACCAAUCAGGUUUCAUCAAGACUUUGCUAGGCUAACAGCGGGCUAACAGUCAGCGCUAACGGUCAGCGCUAACAGAGGGAGGGGCGAGUAUCGGUGCUCUGUGAUUUGGCGUUUUUUAAAUAAAGGUUUAAGUUUGAAUAAGCCUGAUGCUAACAUGAGCUGAGAGCAGCUCUGAUAAUCUCAUUAUGAACGGCUCUGCAGCCUGCAGGCAGAACUCAGGGCACACAGCACCCAACCAAUCAGAGGAGAGGAGGAGGAGGAGGGGGGCGGAGCUUCACCUGCUAACUCUCAUCUUUCUCCUCUUCCUUGCCUGAAGCCUCUCCUCCUCCUACUACUCCUCCUCAUCCUCCUCCUUCUUCUUCUUCUUCAUGGCCAUCAGGCAGACCUGUGAGUACUGGGGUCUGGGUUCUUCUGGGAUUCUGUCUAGGUCUGUCUGAACCCCCCCCCCCCCCCCCGUUGUUCAGUUCUUCUGGUGCAGUUGACUUUAUUUAUUUAUUAAUUUUAUAUUUAUGUAUUUUUAUGUAUAUAUAUAUAAAUAUACAUAUAUAUAUAUACAUAUGUAGUUUCAUUUAUUAAUUUAGUUUUAUCCAUUAAUUAAUUAGUUAAUUUAGUUGUAUUUAUGUAUUUAUUUUUAUUUAUUUAUUUAAUAUUUAUUUAUUUUUAUAUAUAUUUUUAUUAAAAAAUUAUUUCUUAUUUUUAUUUAUUCCUAUAUUUAUUUGUUUUAUUCUUCUUUUAUUUCUUUUAUUACUUUCUGUCUUUAUUUUUAUUAAUUUAUUUAUUAAUUAAUUUUUAAUUAUUUUUUAUUUAUUUAUUUUUAUUCAUUUUACUUCUAUGUUUCUUUAUUUUAUUAGUUCCUUUAUUUCUUUCUUUAUUUUCUUAAUUAAUUAAUUUAUUUAUUUAUUUAUUUAUUUUUAUUUUAUUUAUUUUUAUUUAAUUCUCUUUUUCUAUUUAUCAAUUUAUUAUUUAUGUAUUCCUUAUUCUUUUUUUAUUUAAUUAUUUUUAUUUAUUUAUUUAUUUAAUUGUUUUUAUUUAUUCAUUUCUAUCAUAUCAGAUAUCAUACAUUUGUGUCAAAUUAAACAAACAAACAACCAAACAAGCCUGUCCAAUCAGACUAACAUAUUUUCCAGUUUAUUACACUCCCUUUAAUUUUUAAAUAUGUAAAUUCAGAACAUUUGAACAAUAAAUGUCUCAUUUCCUCAUUUUCCUCAGAUCUACCAAUAUCAGUUUUCAGUUGUCCAAGUACUUUAAUAGUCUGGUACUUGAUGUAUCAGAGGUAUUUAGAGCAGCUCAGCUCUCAGUGCUCUUAUAUAUCUGAUCCACCAACGUCUCUUAAAUGUCUCUGUCAUCUCAGAGCGAAUGUCAGUCUCUCCAUCAUGUAAAUUUCCUAAACAGUUCCUCGCCGGUCUUCCAGUGUCGGUGAGUUGGGUUGGAACCACUUCCUUGUUAUCGUCUUCUUUGCUCCAAUCAGUAAGAUAUUCAUUAGAUAUUUGUCUGCUAUCACUUGAGUAUACAAUGCCAUGGUACUGAAAUACAUUCAGCUUACACUAAAUUGUCUAGUUAUUAGAGAUAUGUAUUCCAGACAAUCAUGAAGAUCACGCCAGUAAGGCAAAGGUUUCGGACAAUCCCAAAAUAGAUGAUAAUGGUUAGCUGAAUCCAAACCACACAUCCUCCAACAACUUGAUGUUUCUUCUGAACCAGUGUUAUAAAAAAUCUCAUGACGUUUUUCCAUCCAAAUUCCCCCCAGUUCUGUGAAUUUGUGGUUUUCCACUGUAAUUUACAGAUAUCUUCCCAUUCUUCCUCAGAGCUGACCAAAUCUCUCUCUUUCCCAUCGACAUUUAAUGUGUUGAAAACUUUUUUAUAAUCUAGAUUUUAAUUUCUUUCCAGAUUUGUAAAUUGAGACAAAGAUCUUUAGAAUAGAACUCGUCAAGACUGUAUUUAAUCAAUGUCUUACUUGAAGAUAUCUGAAAAAAACAUAUUCCUUUUUGAGAUUGUCCAAACUCUUCACUGACCCGUUAUCCAUUAAGCAGCAAUAAACUGUAAGACCCUUUUUUUCCAUCAUCCAUAUUUUAAAUUGACUGUCUGUCCGAUUUGAAAUCAAAUCCAUGUCAUAUUUAAACCAACAUGACAUGUUUCCUGCACCUUUUAAAUUGUUUUUCUGAAGUAUUUUACGCCCUCAGAGUUAUUUUUAUUCGUAAGACUCUCAGUUCUGUGUCAUUGUUGACGUUUCCUCUUCACAUGUUCUCAGGUCUGCAGCAGAUCCAUGAGCCCCCCCUGAUUGUCCUCCGAGACCCCCGAUGGACCCAGCCUGGGUCUGUCCCACCUUUAAUCCGACCUCUUCUGUCUUUGUCUCGUUGCUAGGAGACAUGGACAGCCAAUGGUGGGAUCAUGGUGCCUGGCAGAGCGAGCCUGCGCCGUUGUCCAUGGUAGGGCUAAGCUCCGCCCCUGACAUUAAUCACCAAUCAGCUAACUCGUCUAAACUUCUAUUGUUGAUGAUUUUGUUUAAAAAUCACCACCUGUCUUCACCAGCAUCCAGUGUCAUGGCAACCAUCCAAAGAUGGAGAGCGCCUGAUUGGUCGGAUUCUGCUGAAUAAGAGGAUGAAGGACGGCACAGUUCCUGCAGACGCUGGAGCGCUGCUUGGACUCAAGGUGGCGCCCCCAUGCUCAGUCUCAGGUGUGUCUCAGGUGUACACCUCACUCAUGGACAUGUCUUCCAGGUGGUCGGGGGGAAGAUGACAGAGUCGGGGCGUCUCUGUGCCUUCAUCACGAAGGUGAAGAGAGGAAGUCUGGCGGACACUGUAGGACACCUUAGACCAGGUAAACUGCCACUCUGCUAACGGGGAUGGUGAGGUCAGGUGGUUUCAGACGCUCUAACGGAAAACCUUCGUCUGUUCUCAGGUGAUCAGGUUCUGGAGUGGAACGGACGGGUUCUUCAGGGCGCCACUUUUAACGAAGUCUAUCACAUCAUCCUGGAGUCAAAACGAGAACCCCAGGUUGAACUGGUGGUGUCCCGACCAAUCGGGUGAGUCAUAGAACACAGGAGAUUGGCAGUCACAUGAUCAGGGUCGGCCAAUGACAGGGAAGCUUUUAGAUCAGAGUGAAAAUCAGUGUUUUCAUUUCAUAAACAAAGUUCAGUCUGAUUGUUGGUUAGAGUUUGAUGUCCCUCCCCCUGUCCGAUCAAUAACCAAUCAAACACCUUAACAAAGUACCACUUUUGUUAAAAACAUUUUUUCCCUUUUUCAGUGACGUUUCCAGAGCUGCAGACGGUCCCCUCAUCCCGCUGGACUCAAGUGAGUUAAAAACAAACACAAUAAAAACACACAAACAGACACACAAAAGACACACAAAACAACAAACAGGCAAAGACAGACAACCAUGAGGACACAUGAAACUACAAACAGACACACUAAACAACAAACAGACACACAACAGACACACUAAACAACAAACAGACACACAACAGACACACUAAACAACAAACAGACACACAACAGACACACUAAACAACAAACAGACACACAACAGACACACUAAACAAUAAACAGGUACACAAAACAACAAACAGACAUGCUAAACAAUAAACAGAUACACAAAAGACAACCAUGAGGACACACAGAGAUGGACAGUGAGACAAAAAGAGACAAAAAACACAAUCAUCAACCAGGUAGAAACAAAAAUCCAAAAAACAACAACAAAGAAACAAAGAGACAAAGAGAGAGAACAGGAUCUAAGACAAUCACAACAAGAUACAUGAAGACACAAAAAUCUAGAAAAAUCACAUCUAACCACAGAAACAUAGACAUAGAUCUGAUAGAUGUCCUCUGUCCUGGUCUCCUCAUGUUCUCUGUGGUUUCCCAGUUUCAUGUAGAUUGUUUAUUGUAGAUUUCCCCCUCUUCUUCUUCUUCUGCGUCUCAUUCUAUGUUCUUGAAGUUCUGUGUUCUAUGUUUUUUUAUGUUCUCCAUGUUCCUGUUCUAUGUUUCUCUAUGUUCUGGUUUUAUGUUAAUGAUGGUUCUCUUCUAUGUUCUCCAUGUUCCUGUUCUGUGUUCUUCUACGUUCUGGUUUGAUGUUUUUCAUGGUUCUCUUCUAUGUUCUCCAUGUUCCUGUUCUGUGUUCUUCUACGUUCUGGUUUGAUGUUUUUCAUGGUUCUCUUCUAUGUUCUCCAUGUUCCUGUUCUGUGUUCUUCUACGUUCUGGUUUGAUGUUUUUCAUGGUUCUCUUCUGUGUUCUCCAUGUUCUGCGCUUAGGUUCCCUGUUGUCCAGUUCUAUGUUCUCCAUGUUUUUGAUGAUCUUGUUUUUUGGUUCUGUCCCUGUCUCUUUCCUCAUGUCAGUGCCUGUUGUGCUAUGUUCUCAUCUUAUGUUCCUGAUGUUCUGUGCUCAGGUCACAUGUUUUACUGUUCAACGUUCCUCUAUGUUCUGGUAUUAUGUUAAUCGUGGUUCUCUUCUAUGUUUUUAUGUUGUAUCAUAUGUUUUGAGGUUUUCUAUGGUUCCGUUCUGUUUUCCAUGUUUUGGUCCUAUGUUCUCCGUGUUCCCCAUGUUUCUGUUCUACAUCUGUUGAGUUCCUGUUCUACGUUCUGGUUUUAUGUUAAUCAUGGUUCUCUUCUAUGUUCUCCAUGUUUAUGUUCCUGAUGUUCUGUGCUCAGGUUACAUGUUUUACUGUUCUACGUUCUUCUAUAUUCUGGUCUACAUUCUGGUCUUAUGUUGUCUAUGUUCUGGUUCUAUGUUCUUCUACGUUCUGGUUCUACGUUCUUCUAUGUUCUGGUCUUAUGUUGUCUAUGUUCUGGUUUUACGUUCUUCUAUGUUCUGGUUCUAUGUUCUAUAUCCUCAUGUUUCUUAUGUUCUGUGCUCAGGUUACAUGUUUUACUGUUCUACGUUCUUCUAUAUUCUGGUCUACAUUCUGGUCUUAUGUUGUCUAUGUUCUGGUUCUAUGUUCUUCUACGUUCUGGUUCUACGUUCUUCUAUGUUCUGGUCUUAUGUUGUCUAUGUUCUGGUUUUACGUUCUUCUAUGUUCUGGUUCUAUGUUCUAUAUCCUCAUGUUUCUUAUGUUCUGUGCUCAGGUUACAUGUUUUACUGUUCUACGUCCCUCUAUGUUCUGGUCUUAUGCUAAUCAUGGUUCUCUUCUAUGUUUUCAUGUUCUAUCGUAUGUAUUUCAUGUUUAGGUUCCUUAUGGUUCUGCUCUGUUUUCCAUGUUUUGGUCCUAUGUUCUCCGUGUUCCUUGUGUUCCUGUUCUACAUCCGUUGAGUUCCUGUUGUAGGUUCUAUGUUCUGGUCUUAUGUUCUUCUAUGUUGUGGUUCUACGUACUUCUACGUUCUGGUCUUAUGUUGUCUAUGUUCUCGUUCCAGGUUCCAGCUCCUUUGAAUCUCAGAAAGUUGGUCCGUCCAUCUCAGUCACGUCUCCCAUAAGCCCUGGCAUUCCCUCUGGCCAAGUCUCUGUAAGUUUACCCAACAUGCAUUGCAACACCAGAGGACAUGUCCAACAGUUCUCAGUUUACAGACGUUUCCAUGGUGAUGUGUUUGUUUCAGACUGUAAACACUCGUCCUCUGGUUCCCAGGAUUCAGGUAACCGUAAAAUCGGAGAAGAAUGAGACGUCUGUUUAUUUAGUUUUAGUUAGCGAGUUAGCGUGAGCCCAUCCCACCAGCUAGAACCAGUCAGAACUGGAACCAAAGUCUUGCAGACCAGUAGAACCCUGUAUGUUGGUGAGGUUCUCUGUCUGUUCUGUGUGGUUCUGUUCUGUGCCGUCCUGCUAAUGUUUGACCGAUCUUAGUUCCUGUUCCAAAUAACUGACCUCAUGUUCUGCACAGAUAAAGAUCCUGUCCUGCUAAAGGUUCCUGAGGUUCUCCCUGGUUCUCCUUUUCUUGGCUCUGGGCUCUUUAGGGUUCUGCUCCCCCCGUGCCUGUUCUGAUUUUGACCUUUGACCCCAACAGGUGAAGCUGUGGUAUGAUAAAGUUGGUCAUCAGCUGAUCGUCACCAUCUUGGGAGCCAAGGAACUUCCUGUCCGAGAAGAUGGCCGACCGAGGAACCCCUACGUAAAGAUCUACUUCCUGCCCGACAGAAGGUACGUAAAAAAACAAAGACUGACUCAUUUAAGGUUCUUAGUUCUCUCUGGUUACAGGGUUCUGCCGUAAAACGCGGUUUUAGACUCCGUCUUCUCUCCUCACAGCGAUAAGAGUAAACGGAGAACCAAGACGGUCAAGAAAUCAGUGGAACCUCGUUGGAACCAGACCUUCAUGUACUCCCCGGUCCAUCGACGGGAGUUCAGAGAACGUAUGUUAGAACUGACGGUCUGGGACCAGGCCCGGGUCCGGGAGGAGGAAAGCCAGUUCAUGGGGGAGGUGAGAACCCAACAAAACCCACAACAGAGAACAAACAAAUAAACCGAUAGAGCAACCUUCAGAGAGAACAAAUAGAGGAACUUAAAAAGAACCUACAGAGAACACAUAGAGGAACCUAAAGAGAACCUACAGUGAACACAUAAAGGGAACCUAACAAGAACCUACAGAGAACACAUAGAGGAACCUAAAGAGAACCUACAGAGGACACAAAGAGGAACCUAAAGAUAACCUACAGAGAACACAUAAAGGAACCUAAAGAGAACCUACAGAGAACAAAUAGAGAAACCUAAAGAGAACCUACAGAGGACACAAAGAGGAACCUAAAAAGACCUGCAGAGAACACAUAGAGGAACCUAAAGAUAACCUACAGUGAACACAUAGAGGAACCUAACAAGAACCUACAGAGAACAAAUAGAGAAACCUAAAGAGAACCUACAGAGGACACAUAGAGGAACCUAAAGAUAACCUACAGAGAACACAUAGAGGAACCUAAAAAGACCUGCAGAGAACACAUAGAGGAACCUAAAGAGAACCUACAGCGAACACAUAGAGGAACCUAAAGAUAACCUACAGAGAACACAUAGAGGAAGCUUAAGAGAACCUACAGUGAUCACAUGACAGGAAAAAGAUAACUUUUCUAAACCCCCCCCCCCCAGGUUCCGAUCGAGUUGGAGCGCGCUCUGUUGGAUGAUCAGCCUCACUGGUACAAACUGCAGCUUCAUGAUAUUUCGUCUCUCCCACUGCCCAACGCCUCCCCCUAUCUGCAGAGGAGAGGAAUGCAGCCUGAACCGCCAGACACACUGAGCAGCAGGAGGCUGCAGAGUGAGACACACACACACACACACACACACACACACACACACACACACACACACACACACACACACGCACACACAGAGAGAGAGUCCUGCUGUUUGUUUGCUGUUUUUUUUAGUCUGAUGUUUGUUUUUUAUUUGUGCGUCUGUCGUUUGUGAUUGUUGUGUGUUUGCUGUGUGUUUGUUUGUUUGUUGUGUGUUUUUUGGUUGUUGUGUGUGUAUUUUAUUUGUGCGUCUUUCGUUUGUUGUGUUUUUAUUUGAUUUGUGUGUCUGUUGUUUGUUGAGUGUCUGUUGUGCGUUUGUUGUGUGUUUGUUUGUUUGUUGUGUUUAUAUGUAUAUUUUAUUUGUGUGUCUGUCAUUUGUGUUUGUUGUGUGUGAUUGUUGUGUGUUUGUUUGUGUUUAUGUGUGUAUUUUACUGGUGCGUCUGUUGUCUGUUGUGUGUUUGUUUGUAUAUUUGUGCGUCUGUCAUAUGUGUUUGUUGUGUGUUUGUUUGUUGUGUUUAUGUGUGGAAUUUAUUUGUGCGUCUGUCGUUUCUGUCUUGUUGAUUUUUUCCACUUUUCUUCCAUGAUGCUUUGCCAGACAAAGAUGUUAACUGUAACUCAGGUAAAAGCAGCGCUCUGUGUGUGUGUGUGUGUGUGUGUGUGUGUGUGUGUGUGUGUGUGUGUGUGUGUGUGUGUGUGUGUGUGUGUGUUGUUGUGUGUGAAAGUGUUCAAGUGUCACAGGUGUUUGUGAGUCAGGUGACUGGCCGGUCUGAGAGGUGAUCCAGGUCCAGCUGUGGUCCAUGUUCAGGGUUUUUGAUGGUCUCUCUGGUCCUGGGAGGACUGAAGGAUCCUGGUUGAAGGUUUUAGUUGGAGUCAGGGUUUUGAUUAUUGCUCUAAAGCGUUUUUUCACGGGCUGAUUAACCCGAGAAGACUAUCUCUGGGUGAUUUUCCCCCAGUGACCAGACAUGUUUUUAUGUGAUUUUCAUUAUGUCGCGUUUGUCUGACUAUCAUGGGUCCCUGGGUAGCUUCAGAAUUUCCUUUGACAUCUGUGAAGGCAUAUUUGUUUCCCUGAUCCAAAACCUGCUUUUUCCUACAGGCACAUGUUCACAGGGUGAUUUUCACCCGAGAUAGUGAUAGGGGGUAAAAUAGGUUUGGGUGGAUUUGAUAGCUGCAUGUAGGGAAUAAGGUCAGUAACAGUGGUCUUGGAAUUUACAUGCUAUCUUUACUUAGUGCAGUGGUUAUUAAUAACUAUCACAAAGUAGUGAUUUUCAAAGAAAUUCAUAUGGUGAUAAGAAAUAUUUGAGUCAACUUGUCAUUUUUCACAAUGGAGUAGUAGGGCAACAUUAAGAAUGAAAAAUGUAAGACUUCAAGAUUAAAGUCAUUACUAAUGAGAAUAAAGUGGUAAUAAAAUCAUUGUAUACUAACUAGGCCUGGACGAUAUAGAAAAAAAGCAUAUCGAUAAAAAAUAAAUCAUAUUGAUCGACAUCGAUAAUUAUCGAUAUAAUUAUUAUAAUUAUUUAACAUAUAUUUUAAUUGCAGCCCUGGAUGUUUUAUGCUAUUGCUUAAUGACCUACUUUUAAAAAAGAACACACAAGCACUGAAUUCAAAUCCAAACCUUUAUUCAACCACCUUUUUUUUUUUUUUUACCACAACUGAAAGUUUUUUAAAAAAGAACUAAAAAAAAAAUAAAUCAACUUAAGUGGCCUGAGUGACAUCAGUAAAUACUGACAAACAUAAAGACUAAAGUGACCAGAAAAUCUGAUAAAUAAAUAUUUAAAUAGUCUUUUGAUGAAAAUAAACAAAACAAACAAAUAUAUAAAUAAACAGAAUAGCUUUAGGUGGGAAUAGCAUACUACCAGUUUUAACUGUAUGGGAAACUGCCCACAGCCUGGUGUCUGAACACUGAAAUAUUUCUCCCGGGGUCGGGAGAUUUAUCUUUUUUAAUUAUCAUGUGAUUGACUUAAUACACAAACUAAGCACGAGAAGCAGGACUUAUCCACGCCGGUGUUGUGUCGUAGAAUGCACCCCUGCCGAAUGCACCCCCUGCUAGUAGCCAUGAUCCAAAUACUCGCGUCUUUGUAAAAUAUGAGCUCAUUUUCUUCCACUUUAAGAAGCUAAUGAGUGGACGGGAUGCAGGGGUGCAUUCUACAGCACAACACCGGAACGUAUUUCCUCCGCACCCUUCUCACCUUUUCAACCCCUGACCCAUUUUCAUGCCUGAAGCGCUGUGUUUGAGAAAUACUUGCGGCCGGACACUUCAUAUCGCGGGUCGAGAGUGGCUAGAAGCUGGUCGAAGCCAGGCUUUUCAACGGUAGUUAUUGGCAGCAUGUUACUGCAUGGGUGAUGUCCUUAUGCCGCUCGGACGCUUUGUCGUAUUUUGGCAAGAAACGAAGUCCAGUUUGGUCUGCUUCACAUGCUUUGUGCUGGUGCUGGCAGCGGUUCCAGAGGAUUCCUCCUCCGACGACGUGGAGCCGCGGCGCGGCCGACACAGCUCGUACUCCUGCGGCUGCGAUCGGUUUAGAUGGUAAAACAAGUUGGUUGUGUUACCAGACUUGGUUUUUACUAAUUCUCUGCAAAUUUUGCAAACGACCGCUGUUCGCUUUUUGUCAGACUUCUAAAAACCAAAACAUUGCCAUGCUGGUGAACUACUGAAACCUUUUUUCGGGACAAUGUCCUCCGCUUCUCCUUGCUGUAUCAUUUUUUCUAAUACACGUGCUGUCUGUUGUGGUUUGAUAGGGGCUGGGCUUGGUGCCGUAGCGUACCUGGGUCUGCGUUUGUGAUUGGUUUGGAGGAAGUAAUGACUGUAGUAAAAGCUACAUGAUAGGCUAUGAUGAAAAAGAAAGGGAAACUGUGUUUUUCUAUCGAACUUUUUAUCGACCCGUUUUUUUUCUAUCGCACCACACGUCUAUCGAUCGAUAUAUAUUGUUAUCGAAUUAUCGUCCAGCACUAAUUCUAACCUGCUGUUUAAGAUGACAGCUGUUGAAAUUAGAGUCAUGGAGCAUUUUGUGAAAAUGUACCUCAAUAUGUGUUUCUCAAACAAGGAGAUACUUCAUCUUUUGGCACAUCAGCACCACAUAUUCAGAAGUAUCUUCAUGAUUUUAUUACGACUUUAUUCUUGUAAGUAAUUACUUUAUUCUCGUAAAUUAAUGACUUUUAUCUCGAAGUCUUAAGUUUCUUUUUUCUUAAUGUGGCCCUAAUACUCUGUCUCCAUUUUUACUCACUCCAACUCUGCCAUAUAUCGGUUCUCUCUCCUGCAGCUGUUAUUGUGCCAAGGACCCUGAGUCUUCACCAGGGAAGACUCACAAAAGAAAACUAACUUUACAGUUUAUAUAUUAUUUUUAGGAUUUUUUGUUGAUGAAUGCCUAAUUUCAGUUAUUUUGUAGCAUUUUUAUAUGGUCCCCUCAUGGCACUUUCCCCCCUCCCUUUGAACAUGAAACUAAAAAUAAAAGAAAACGACUUUAAUUUGUCAAGCAUGUUUUGUCCUAUUUUGAUAUAUUUUGAUGACAAGAACUUUUUCUUGGGUUUAUUAUUUCAGGUAAAAAUCACAGAUAUCAAUAGUGAUGGUGUUAAUAAUUUUAGUGAUAGUGUUUAAGGAGGGCCCAGGUAGUCCAGUGGUACUCUCAUGGUCUUUUGGUCCAAGGCCAACCAAAGGCGGUGGUUCCAGAAGACUUCCUGUUGCUCUGUUGGAGAAGAGCUGGCCUUCAGGGUGUAUGAUCCCCAGGAACUCGGGGGGCUUUUCUUGGUUCCCCCUAAAUUGGUGAAGGGUUAAUUCUGGGGUUCGAAGUGUUCUGGUUUAGUUCUGAUGGUCCAUGGGUCAGAUCCUGAGGUUCUUUAGAAAGUCCGGGAACCUGAGGACCUUUUUCUCAGGCCACUUCCUUAAGGGGGUCUGAAACACGAAGGUUUUAGAGGAUGUUUGGGUUCCACUCUCUCUCUCUGUGUCCUGGGGGGUUCAGAUGAUCCUUACAGAGAUUUUUAAGGUUCCUGUUUGUCUUGAAGGAACUCUAGAAGUUUUUUAGAGGACCUGGUUUUACUGAGAACCUCUUAUUCUGGUCCAAGGACCUGAGGAUGAUCUGAGUGCAGUUCUUGAGUGUUCCUGUAUUGUCUGAGUCUGAGCGCGCUCAGCGUGUCAGAUUAGUUGACCUUCCUGUAGAGGAUUACUGAAGAGCUGCUUACAGGAUUAACCCCCCCCCUCUGCCCCCACAGGGUCUCAGAGGAUCAGUGACGGCGAGUUUUCAGAUUAUGACUGUGAAGACGGCAUCGGGGUGAUAUCAGGUGAACUCCAUAUCCCAUCUUGCACGGCGUUACCCCAGUCAGACUCAGUUGUGAUAAUCUCUGUUUACAGAGUCGACCAAAAAUAAAGAACCAGGGUUCAGGUCAAGCUCAGUCAGAGCCCAAGCCUCAAUGGGACCCUCAGCAAAAUGUGAUUUUCGGGCCCUCUAUUUCUGCCAAUAAUAUUGAUUAUUAAUUAUUCACACACCUUCACAAAUCUCUUUGAUUGACAUUCCCUGACAUGCAAACAGACCUUUAUCUUGUGGUGUGUCCCUAAUCGCAUACUUUUAGUACUAAAUACUUAAAAUUUGGAGUAUACUCAACGAAAAAUGGAAAAAAGCAUGAAUAGCAUGCGAAAACUGAGUAGGCAAAAGUACCUGGAUGACGUACUCGAAUCGGUCAAGAUUUUGAGUAGCCGACUGUGGACACUUGCCGCACUCAUUUCAUCAGUAAGAAUGGCUGCAGACAGCUGUGGUGCCAGUGGGUCGGCGACGGUCGACCUGGUAGCUUUGUACAGAUGUAAUAAGUUGCCUUUUACACAUGUUCUUUCCACCAAGCACCGCCAGCAUUUAUCGUUUUGAGUAUAUUUGUGGUGUAAUCUGGGUAACCUGUUUGUCUUUUACCGUGAAUCCUAGUUAGCUCAUUAGCUAGUUAGCUUGUAGCUGCUGGGUUCCGAAGUGUUACCUGUGGCGUAAAAAUGAGCGAUGAACGUUAAUUUUGUUGCUCAUUUUACCUCAAAAGUGGAUGAACGAGCGCAAGCAAAAGGUGGUGGUAAUUAGCUGAUGCAGAGCUAGCUGGCGGCGCGGCUUACUUGGGACAACACUGCACCCUUGAAACUCAAGCACUAGGCGAUUGAGUACAUAGUAUGCUUAGAAUACUCAAUUUGAAAAUCUAAGUAUUUAGGAUGGAAGUAUGCGAUUUGGGACACACCAUUGGCUUUUUUUCUCCUCCUCCCUAUUUCUUUUCCCUGCUCCUGAUGGAUAUGUCCUUUUUUUGAGACAUUUGUUUUGACCUACAUCUACCUGCUCUUUGGAUGUUCAGUGCACAUUUCACAGCCGGAGGAACAUGAUGGUAGAGAAGGUUUGACAUAUCAGCAGUAAGAAUCAUAGACCUACAUCAGCACUAAAAUGUUUUUACUUUAUUUUAUUUUUACAAUAAUAUAUAUGUGAUCAUGCAGAAAGCAUCACUCAUACAUGAAAAAAAUUAUUAAUAAAUAAUAAUUAUUAUUACUAUAUGUUGAUUGCUCUCGGGGGCCCCCUACUGGCCGCGGGGCCCUAAGCAGGUGCUUAAGGUCCUUACACACCGGGGCCGACACGAAUAAUAGAAUGCAAAAUUGCAAAAUAUUCGGGGGUGAAUUUUGAUGGGCCUGUCUAUACACAUCAAGCCCAAUGUGAUUUUGCGACUUUCAGGGGGUGAAAAAACGCAUCCCGGGGAAAGUCCCGCCUCCUUUGCCACUGAUUGGCUAGAAAAGCCGGAAACGUCAUCACACGCUCAAGCCAAACGGUCAGCACUUAUGGCCAAUCAGAGGCGAUAAGAAAAGCACAUGAAACUAUGGUAACAAUCGUUAGCUUACGUUAGCACAGAUGAAAGUUAAAACAAAGGCGUUACUGCUGAAGCACACAAAACAUCGUCAUCUGAGAAAUCCGGCGCCAUGUCCUUCAGGUCGUUAUCUUUGUAAUGUUUGUGUCUUUUAUCAAAAAGCACUCUGUUCUCUGACACGUAAACAAUCAGCCGGUCGGCCAUGUUGGAUUUACCAGUGAAUCUAACGUCGCAACAACACGCUAUCUGAUUGGUCAGAAGUGGACACACAGUAUGUGAAACUUUAGAAAAAUCGACCGUGAUCCGAAAAAAAUAAAUGCUGCAAUAUCGCAGGAUGGGAAGACGUCGCUGAUGUGAUCGCUUGUAUUGACAGGAUAUGAGUUCGAAAAAAAUAUUGAUGUCCAAAAUAAUCGCACGAAAAUAACGCUCCCAGUGUGAAAGGACAUUUAGUUUGCUUAUGCCUUGGGCCUCUGGACCCUGAUCCAGAUCUUGUAAUCUUGAGUGAAGUGGUCCAUGACUGUGUCUGAUCCUCAGACCAAAACCUACAAAAACUCAGAAACUGGAGGGGGUCUGGAUUUUAGUACACUCUGGUUGACCAAUCAGAGAUCAGCAGGUAUUAGAGUCUGAAAGGAGAGAUGAUCCACCACAGUCAAACCGAACUCCAACCAACAGAAGAACCACAGUGAACUGUUGGACUCACCACAAACUGAAGGACUGGUUCCAGUCCACCACAGGGUCAUUUCAAUGUCAAAGGUUCUGGGAUUAUCCAAGACCUCUUUGAGGUUCAUUCAGAGGUCAUGAUGGUCAUGAUGGUCUUUGGUUGAACCUUUAGAGUUCCAGUCUCUUACGGUCUUUCUCUGUUGGUAGACUAUCGGCAGAAUGGACGGGACUUCCACAGCUCCACCCUCUCAGUACCAGAGCAGGUGAUGAUGUCCAAUCAUUGCUCCAGAUCAGACCUGGUCCGGAUGAGGUCACGCUCACCGAGCCAACCACCUCCUCACAGGUAACCAGCUGUGUGUGUUUGACCCCGACCCUUUUAACUGUCUGAACUCUGAACCCUGACCUUUAACCUUUGGUUGCCAGUGGUAACCCACUGUAUCCGUUGUACCGUGAGGAUGCCGUUCGGCUGCUGCGAGGCUCAAAACUGAGCCGAGCCUACUCUGACGCGGGCCAGUACAGCAGCCUGGACAGGUAACUACAGUGACCCCUGACCCAGGUCAUCUGACCACCGGCCAAUCAGCAUUCAGUCUGAACCAAAGAGUUUGUUACCCGUGUACCAAAAAGGAUCUGUUAACCCUGAUGGGAAGUAACCAUCAUAACCAGUCUAACCAGUAGACACAUAUCAGCUGAGUCACACUCAACCCUAAUUUCCACCACAUCCUGAACAGUUCUGAAAAGGUUGUGUCCUCCGAUCGUAGCUGAUCGUAACCACCGGCUUCUUUCCGUUCCUCUGCGGAUCGCUGGACUCCUCAGCUGAUCACAGGAGUUCUAUUUUUUCCGGACGCCGGAGCAUGCCGGAGAAGGAGAUGCUGAUUCUAGAAGUCUAGAAGUAGAUUUCCUCCUCAGGAAGGACACAAUCUACUGCUUAUAUGUCUAUGUUUCUGUCUUUAGAGAGACAACUCGUUAUUGCGCGAUUGAACAUGAAUUUGCGGGUUCUUGUUAGGCCUGCACGAUAUAUCUUUUGAGCAUCGUCAUUGCGAUGGCUGCAGACAUGUACGUGUGCGCAAUAGUCACAUCGCAGAGCCUGUGAUGUCGGAGGUGAAUGAACCCGGUUAAUUUCAAGGGUAACUGACUGAGAUACACUCCAUGUGACUCUACAUGUGCUUUGCAGCGAUCCACCAAUCACCUCUGUUCUUUACUCAGUUGCCAAUCAGACUCAGUUCUCAGUUGCCAAUCAGACUACCCUGCCAGCUGUCAAUCAAAAUCAGAGAGGAGGAAACCCACCCCUGCACAUGAUCUGCACAUGGAGUGAGUCGCUGGCGCUACCAGAGUUGUGCCGGGAAACGCGUGUCCGCUGAGAAUUACUUUUAGAACAUUCUUCAUCACUGUUUAGCCCAACAACUGUAUGGGUUUUAAAUUGUACAUUUCCGUGGACCACUCUACUAUAAGCAGUGCGCAUUUUGUGAGGUGCAUGCAAUUCUCGGAGGACAUGCGUUUCUCAGCACCCCGGGAACAACAACAACGAUCCCAAACUGAGCAACAAACAGAGAAAACCACCGAAGAAAAGGAAAGUCAGUUCUCUGGAAUUAUUUCGGUUAAAAGAAGGAUGAUGUCGACCAAAACACGUCUUCUGUGUUCAUCUGUUGUCACAAUAACGUCCCAGCACAAUAAUAAUAGCUAAAAAUAUCUCUAAGACAGACAGAAGCCGUUCUACUAACAUUCACAAAAAGAGGUAAGAUCAGAGCAGGUUAACUGUCCUCGAGAUUUCAGCAGUGCAGCAUAACAUUAAGUGCUAUUCAGGUCAUCUGGUGAAAAUUCCUGUAUUUUUUAAUAUCGCAAUAUAUAUCGUAGGGUUGAAAAAAAUUGCAAUGUUAGUUUUUUCCAAUAUCGUGCAGCCUUAGUUCUUGUGAGUUCUCAUGAUUACCGCUGUUCAUAAUCCACCACGAAAUUCACCUCACAAAUUCCGGUAGAAAUUGGCAUAUGGCAAAAUCGCCGCUGUUUCUGAUCUGAGAUGGUCCAGAUCAGGUGGAAAUUAGGGGUUAGGAACACUUAGGAACACCUGUCCUGUCAGGUAAGCCCCGCUCCUCUGAACCCAGGUCAGCGCUGGUUGCUGGUUGGCUCUGAUCAUAGUGCUGCUAUCGUACUAUAGUAUUGCUCAAAUUAUAGUACUGGUUGUAAUACUCUGAGCACUGUGAUGAUAUUGGUUGCAUUACUGGUAGAGAUACAGGUUGUGGUAGUGAUUAUAGUACUGGUAAAACUAGCAGGUAGUACUGUACUGUACUGAUAGUUUAUUGUAGUCCUGAGUGUGUGAUUUAAGAGGUUGUGGUCUAAGAAUUCUGGUCCUGCUCAGGGAUCCAGACAGAACCACAGAUCUCAGGUCCAGUCCAGGUUGUAGUACAGUUCUUAGUAACAGACAGUCUGCUUGUCUUUGUGUCUUUAGGAGGUCUCUUAGGAGGAUGUCUGUGGCCAACUCUCUCGAUUCUCAUGAAUGGUACUACAGCUGAAGUAGCGCUGACAGUUAGAGUCAUAAUAAUACUGCAGUGGUAGUAGUUUUUAUUACAGUUGUAGUCAUAAUACUGCAGUGGAAAGAGUAUUUAUUACAGUUGUAGUCAUAAUACUGCAGUGGAAGGAGUAUUUAUUACAGUUGUGGUAGUAAUAUUGCAUUGGUAGUAGUAUUAAUUACAGCUAAAGUCAUUUUACUGCAGUGGUAGUAGUAUUAAUUACAGUUAUGGUAUUUGUACUGUAGUAGUAAUAGUAUUUAUUACAGUUGUGGUAGUUAUACUGCAGUGAAAGGAGUAUUUAUUACAGUUGUAAUUAUAAUACUGCAGUGGAAGUAGUAUUUAUUACAGUUUUUGUACUUGUACUGCAGUGGUAGUAGUAUUUAUUAUUGUUUUAGUCGUAAUAUUACUGCAUUGGUAGUAGUAUUUAUUACAGUUGUGGUAGUUAUACUGCAUUGGUAGUAGUAUUUCUUACAGUUGUAGUCAUAAUACUGUAAUGGUAGUAGUUUUUAUAACGUCUGUGGUAGUUAUACUGCAUUGGUAAUAGUAUUUAUUACAGUUGUAGUCAUAAUACUGCAUUGGUAGUGGUAUUUAUUACAGUUGUGGUAGUUGUACUGCAUUGUUAGUAGUAUUUAUUACAGUUGUAGUCAUAAUUCUGUAGUGGUAGUAGUAUUUAUUACAGUUGUUGUAGUUUUACUGCAUUGGUAAAAUAUUUAUUUCAGUUGUGGUAGUUGUACUGCAGUGGUAGUAGUAUUUUUUACAGUCGUAGUCAUAAUACUGUAGUGGAAGGAGUAUUUAUUACAGUUGUGGUAGUUGUACUGCAGUGGUAGUAGUAUUUAUUACAGUUGUGGAAGUUAUAUUGCAGUGGGAGCAGUAUUUUUUUCAGUUGUGGUAGUUGUAAUGCAUUGGUAAAAGUAUUUAUUACAGUUGUAGUAGUUGUAUUGCAGUGGUAGUAGUAUUUUUUACAGUUGUAGUUAUAAUACUGUAGUGGAAGUAGUAUUUAUUACAGUUUUGGUAGAUGUACUGCAGUGGUAGUAGUAUUUAUUACAGUUGCGGUAACUUUACUGCAGUGGUUGUAGUAUUUAUUACAGUUGUGGUAGUUAUAUGGCAUUGGUAGUAGUAUUUAUUACAGUUGUAGUCAUAAAACUGUAGUGGUAGUAGUAUUUAUUACAGUUGCGGUAGUUGUACUGCAGUGGUAGUAGUAUUUUCUACAGUUGUGGUAGUUAUACUGCAGUCGUAGUAGUUUUUAUAACAUUUGUGGUAGUUAUACUGCAGUAGUAGUAGUAUUUAUUACAGUUGUGGUACUUAUAGUUGCAGUGUUAGUAGUAUUUAUCACAGUUGUGGUAGUUGCACUGCAGUGGUAGUAGUAUUUAUUAUAGUUGUUGUAGUUGUACUGCAUUGUUAGUAGUAUUUAUGACAGUUGUGGUAGUUAUACUGCAGUAGUAGUAGUAUUUAUCACAGUUGUGGUAGUUGUACUGCAGAGUUAACUGUAGCUUUUGCAGUACUCACCUUUUUGUUACCAUGUCACUCAGGUAUUUUAAUGGUCCAAUCCAAACUUCUUGGACGAAUCACAUGGUAAAUGGGAGCUGUGAGAACUACAGGUGAGCCUGGGGCAUUAUAAGAGUUGUAUGUUUAUUUUUGACCGGUCAGUCAGGGGUUAGAGUUCAGGUGUGUUUUUCAGGGGUUACCGUGGUAACGGUAAAGGUGUGUUUUUCAGGGGUGAAAAACACACCUUUACCGUUAUCACCCUCUUUUAGGGUGGUCAAGAGGUCAUCUGUUGGACACACCUGAGCACGCUCAUGAUGGGAAAGGACCACCUGUAGCUGCAGGUGUGUUGUGGGGUCAAAGGUCACUGAGGAUUUCUUGUGUUUUUAUUCUGCAGUCAGGACUUCAUCCCUGACUUCCCCUUUGACCCCGAGGCCUACGACGAGGAGCUGCUCAGGUACACCUACUGACCUUUGACCCCAGAUUUAGCUAGGUUUAGUAGGAGCAUUUAGCUUAAGCCCUAACUCCUCCUCCUGACCCUGGUCCGAGACAACUUCCUGCCCCAGCAGAGAAACAGGAAGUCGAAGUCAAACCUGUCUGUUCACAGACUCACCUGAGAGAACACACGGGUGUGCUUGGGCAGCACAGGUGUGUCUUACCUAUGUUCAUUCGAAGGACCUGCUCUUCUUUUUUUCCAUCAUCCUUUGCUGUUUGGCCUGAUGCCUGCUGGUGUUUGAUUUCCUGUUUCGAGUGCCUUCACUUCCUGUUAACUUGACUGUCACAGGUCAAACUGAUGGUCGAUGGUCAUCAUGGCGAUGAGACUGACUUUUUCCCCUACAGGUGAAGUGGUUGUUGUGGUAACAGCAGUUUAUAGUUGUCAUGGCGACGAGACUGACCCCCCCACACACACAGGUGGUAACCAUGGCUAACCGUGGUUGUCAUGAUGAUGUGCAGGUGUAGCCGCGGCAUGGACCGGAGAGAUUACUACAGUCGCUCUCGCUCAGCUGACCAGCGAGCAAUGACCGAUCGACCAAUCUACUCACGAUCCCACUCCUCAGACCGAGCUGACUCCGCCCACCUGAGAUCAAGACACUCUGCCCCCCCCUCACCUGCUUCAACCAGGUGACCCUCAGUCAACCAAUGGGAGCUGUGUUUGCAUGACGUGAUUAUUUUUUGCAGAAUCAUGACCUCCAUUUCAACUUUAACCCUUUAACCCCUUUUCUUUGACCCCCUCCAUCUUUGCUUCUGAUUGGCUCACGCCAACAUCACACCACAACCAGUAGAUUACUGUAUCUAUCUAUCUAUCUAUCUAUCUAUCUAUCUAUCUAUCUAUCUAUCUAUUUUUCUAUAUAUAUAAUUUAUCUAUCUAUCUAUCUAUCUAUCUAUCUAUCUAUCUAUCUAUCUAUCUAUUUUUCUAUAUAUAUAAUUUAUCUAUCUAUCUAUCCAUCUAUCUAUUUUUCUAUAUAUAUAAUUUAUCUAUCUAUCUAUCUAUCUAUCUAUCUAUCUAUUUUUCUAUAUAUAUAAUUUAUCUAUCUAUCUAUCUAUCUAUCUAUCUAUCUAUCUAUCUAUCUAUCUAUCCAUAUCUUUAUAUCUAUCUGUCUUUCCAUCUAUCUAUCUAUCUAUCUCUCUAUCUAUCUAUCUAUCUACACUCUAUUCGUCUGUCUGUCUUUAAGUAUAGAUAUACAGAUAUAAAUGUAAAUGCAUGUUUUCAUGUAUUCAAUCACAGCCUCCUGCUGAUUUGUUGUUUUGUUCUCUGGAUGUUUGUUUGUGUGUUCGGGAUGAUGAUGCUAACGUCGUCGUCGUCGUUGUUGAUUGUUUUUGUUUUUAUUUGUCAUUGAUCCAUCUUUAAUUGUCGGAGGGUUGUCCUGCUCUGACCUUUGAACUCUCUCUCCUCUGUUUGUUUGUUUGUUUGUUCAGGAUGAUGAUGCUUAUAUUGUCGUUGAUUUUUUUUUUGUUUUUAUUUGUCGUUGUUGAACUGUCUUUAGUCAUUCAAUCUGAAUGCAUAAAUUAUGCAUUGUUGCCAUGGAGACAAUACCUUUGGACGUCACUGAUUGGUUAUCCAACACUUCUCAGAAUGUCGAGUGUGAAGUCGCUCGUUUUUUUCCCUUUUAGCUGAGAUCGUAGAAUAAAACAUAACCCUCCAUGUAUGAUGACCUCUGACCUUUGUCUUGGCAGCUGCUGAUUGGUUCAUUUCUGUAUUUUUCUAAAACAGGGCAAAUCCUCGCGGUGGAUCAACCCAGACCAGUCCAUCGGGGACACCUGUCUGCAGCCGCUGGGGACGCCAGCUGCCCAUCGUCCCCCCCAAAACAGCUCCAGACAGAAGUAGGUCUGACCUUCAGGUGACCCCAAAGUCUGACAGACAGCUGAUGGCAGGAAACACAUGAUGCCCUUCAGAAUAAAACAGUUUUUAUCUGUCUAUAUGCUGAUGACACUUAGCUGUUGUAAAGAAUCCUUACCAUAACAUCUGUCAUCAGACAACAGCUGUUUUUAUCAUGAUGGACAGACAGAUUUUUCAUGAGAACAACUCAAUUAUAAAAAUAAUUAAAAAUGAUUACAGCUGUUUCAUUCAGGCUUUGAAAGAAGAUGGUUGUGAUGGUCUUUAGGAAACAGACCCCAAAGAAAGAAGGGAACACAGCUGAGAAAAUAAAAGUUCAAACUGCUGAAUGUAAAACAGAGGAAGAGAGUCCGGAACUCUUAAGUCCUGGUUUCAGUCCAAACAGUCCAUGUUUCAGAAAAAAUUACCCUCACAGUGUUUUUUACACAGACAGCUGAAACUCCUCAAUCGCUCUAUUUUCAUGCCCACCGGCAGCACGGCGGAGGGUGGCGCACCCCACGCAGUGGUAUUUUUGUCUGGCAGAGCCUGGCAUUGUUGUGGAAAAUCCAGCAUAAACAAUGCACAGGAGACAGGAUGAGAUCUGAAGAACAGCCUGGGCACUUUAAUAGUACAGAUGUAGAAAUCAGUACAGAUGACAAACAGAGUCUCGACCAAGACCGAAGGAAGCCUCCCUAGCUUUUCUUCUACUCUCUUUUAUGCUGUUAGGUGUGUGUGUGUGUGUGUGUGUGUGUGUGUGUGUGUGUGUGUGUGUGUGUGUGUGUGUGUGUGUGUGUAUUCUCCAGAAGGCCCCUCACGAUGACAUGUCUGCCCCUCAACACUUUGUUUAGGCUCAUCUUGACCCUGGCAGAGAUUAAAUGUUCCAACAGACAGAUAGUUCGGGCUCCUGAAAGACAGCCUUGCUUAUAAUCUCAUGGUCGUGAGGCUGCAGGAUCAGGCCAACCUAGAUUAUUUGUAGCUUCUUACUAACAGAUAAUUACUCUACAUUUCUUAACUUAAAUGUAUGAAGAGAUUCCCCUUCACAGUCCCCCCUUUGAAAGUUCUUACUUUCAUAAAAAACCUAAUCAUCAUAUCAAACACUAAACAUCCUUACGUGAUUAAAAUAGAACAUGUUCACUAAAUUCUAAAUGCUAUGUGUACGAUUUGCUGCAUGUAAGACUUCAUAAUACCACAUGAAACAAAAAUCAGUACCAUACCAUACCAUAGCUAGGAUCAUUUCAAAUUAUAUCAGCGCGUAAGACUGAAAACCCUGCUCGGCUGUUUCAGCAGGGAAAGAAUCUUACGGCCCGCGCCCUGGCGACCAUUCAUUUCCUGGAUGCGCUGACAUAAUUUCAUUUGCAUAGAAGAAGUGUCAACUUCUGAUAAUACCAUUACAUUACAUUGUAGCAACCUGCGACAAACCCCUUGAUUAGUAUGUGAUUAACCCCUUGAUUAAUAUGUGAUCAGUGUAGUCCUUUAACUCUGCGAAUGAAACAUGUUCAGUUCAAUAUCUCAGCUCAUUGAAUAUGUUGUUUGCGUUGCUCAAAGUCCAUUGCUCAUCUUCGUCUCCUUCAAAGUCCAGGAACCGUUCAGGUCCCUCAGUCCCUCCUUGAUUAAUCACACACUGUGCCAGCUGUCUUGGUGGCAUUUCCUGUAGUUCGUGGGCCAGUGUUAGGUCCACCAUAAGUCCCAUCUCCUCCGUCAGCUUCCAACAAUGUCUCCAAAGGAUGUGUACGAUGCGACAUGUGAGAAAGGAAAUCAGAAUUAGGGCUAUCGCAGCACUCAUGGCUGGGCCAAAACGGCUCUCAUUCAUCUAAAAUUUGGACCACCCAGUCCAUUAACAGGCCCCCCUUACCAGCAUUCUCCCACAUUUCCACUUUAAACUUUUCUAUACCCUCCAUAGCUUUAGAAAAACCUCCCCCAGGGGCUUGUUUUGUUUGAAAUGUAUCUGCAACAGUACUUUCAAAACUUUUAAGACACAUCUUUUCUCUUCAAAUACCCAAUUUAAUGCUUGUCUGUAUUGACAUGUUACUGGACUUGUUACAUGUAAAUAUCAUUUAAUCUAAACAUCUUCCCUGAAUAAUCAACAAAUGAAAUCAAACAAAAUCAAAUCAAACACAUCUUUCUUUCACAUAAUUACUUAAUUUUACAUUUAAAAAACAGUUCUUUUCUUAUUUGUAAAAAUCUGGCAAAAAUCCCCUUCCCAUUUACCACCUCCAGCUGUUAUUUUAUUGCCACACACGACUUUUCAGCAUUCAUUUUACUCCCUAUGUGAUAAAUUCAUCUAGAACCUUUCCUCCAAUAAAUCAGAUCUACUCAGUGUGUAAAAAAAAAAUCUUUUAAAUUUUAUUAUCUAUUUAACCUAAUUGUAAAUCUGUAAUAAUCUGUAAAUGUUGGCAUGGGUUCUAGCUCUGUCUGGAGUGGUGUGGAUUGUGUUUUGGGUUGCAUCGUACUCACCCGCGAUGACAAUGUCUCCCACUUCUUCUCACAGCUGUUCUGGCACCAGUUCGACCUUCACCCUCAUUGUUGUCAUCAGUUUCUCUCUCGGUCUCUCUCCAAACAUUGUCCCUCAGCAGCAACACCAGGAAAACUGUUACUUUCAGGACGAGUGCUCCAGUCAUUCUGGGAGUGUCUCUUAUCAGGUUAUACUUCCCUUGUUUUUUUCUGGGCAGUCAGCGGUAGAUGACGCCACAUCAUAUUGCCCUCUCCUUGCACUGAAGUAGAUUCACCAGGACCAAAGUGUUCAGGUCUUCUCCACGUUGUUUGUGCCAUCCUCCUCAAAGGACGGUGAUGUACACCUGGUGCUCUGGCUCGACUGGCCUCCACCUCUUGACUGGGAUCAGAUUUUGGCACUCCUCCUGCUAAUCAAUAGAUCUUUGCAUCGUAGUUAGCUGCCUCAUAUAUUUAAUUCACUAAUUUUCAGCUGCUCAAGUGAAAAACUUAAUUGUUUAGCCGCAGUAAAGCACAGCUUUGUAAGUUAGUAAUUCAUGCAGUAAAAGAUUUAUCACAGUGCUUUUGAUUGUGAAAGCUCAUAAGCGCAAGUAGCACAGCAUCGUCCUAUAAGUUAGUGUUAGUGCAAAUUCUCUGAUCUGAUAUUUACUUGAGAGAUUAACUUUCUUCCCCAAAAUGAUGUACCAAUUCAUGCAGUGAACAAGAUAUUUAAUUAGUCUCCCCCCUAUUUCUUUCUUCCUCUUGUUUCUUGCAUAGCUCGACCUGGACAUGCGUCAGUGUCCUCUCCCAAUCCUGCAGCUGCUGCGGUUGAAGAGAUUAUUUAUUUUAGUGAUCAGAUGAGUUAUUUACUUUAAGCCUACAUACGUGUAGCGAUUUGAAUUUAUGAUAACUGUCUGAAGAUUAAUAAUCUCAAAUUAUGACAUUUAUGCACUCGUUGAAUGGGGCACCACCCACCCUUAAUGGUGGGAAAAUAAAGAAAAACUAAAGUUUUAUUCAGAAAUCAAACAUCAAGUCAAUCUUUAAUUAAUCAGUCUCAUAUCUUUAGCCGAAAUAAUUAUUUCAGGGACUCCACUUCUGGAAGAACACUAACAGACAAGAACUUAGAAAAAUAACGAUCUGUUUAUUACAGGAUAAAUGAUGGUACAACACACGUGCAAUAAAUGAUGAUAAGAUAAUGAGGAUAAAAUAAUAAUAGGUGAAUAAAUAAAGAUUCUGAGUCAGGCUAGGAGCACUAAAGUUAAUGAUAGUGAGUGAAUAUGCGCUAACAUAUUAACCUACACUAACUUUGGUGUCGAGAUAAACUCGGAUGUGGAUUUGGAGGAAUCUAAGAUCACCAGAAUAAGUGGAUAUCUGAGCUAUGAACGCAUGAGACAGCACCAGCCCUGUUUGGAACUCUGGAGAUUUGCAUACUUAAGUGAGACUGGUCUUUGGAGAAGAUGGAGCAGGUUCCGAAGGUCCGGGCUACUGGCGGUUCGAGCGGUUCAGCUCAGAAGACGACUGAAGUCAGCCGAAGGAUGGGCCAGGAGUUGUAGCACUCGGGCCUGGAGUAAAGCCGGCGCCUGUGGAUCCUGUGGAUGCUCGUUUGAACGCUUCUUUGGUCUCACUCAAAAACUCUGGCACAGAGGAUGACCUGGGCCUGCUGGGUUGCGUUCAGAGGUGACUUUGAAAUCACGCAGAUAACUCAGGAAAAAAAAGAGGUUCGGUGACCAGUGGAAAUUAUUUCAAAAAUGGCUUCGCGAAAUUAAAGAAAAAUCAAUCAAGGGCUUAAUCUUGAAUUGCUAUGCGCACAAAAAGUUGAAGUUUCAAAACUUGAACUAAGACGAUGUUAAAGAUAAUCAACGUGAAUCAACACGUGGCGUAAAACUUGGAAGACUAAGAAAAAGUAAGACUAAAUAGUAAGAGCUAAGAGAAAACGAAAAGUUGAACUUAAGAGUAGAAGAGCAAGAAGAGGAGAAGAGAGUGAGCAACCCCACUUCACUGGUUUUAUCUUCUCACACUGGGAGUGUCUCUAGCGUGUGUGUGUGAGGAGAAAGAGGAUGGUUCAUGGGGUCUCUGAUUAUUUGAUCUAACUUAUUCUUUUGGCUGGUAAAAGAGUCAGAUCUGAUACUCACUCACUAUGAUUAAUAUCAUUGAAUGCUAGGUUUCAUGAUAAAUAAUUUGAUACUAAACACAUAUGAAUGAAGUGUAGGAUCACAUCAAAUAUUCUCAUUAUGUUUUAAGUAUCACAUUGAACAUGCUAAAUUACUCUGAAAUGAAGCAGAUAGUAACACAUGGAAACUGUGAACAACAAAAGAGUAAAUACAUGUGAAUGAACUUCAUCAUGAUUAAUAAUGGAUUCUAAAUACUCACAUUCAGAUUAUUCAAUGACAUUAUAACCACCUAAUGGUUAAAAUACUAAAUAAAUGAUUAAAAUAUAGACGAAACAUUUCUAAACCAUUUCUGUUACUUAGAGUAAAGUUAUGAUUCAUAGUCAACAAAGUUAACUCUUAAAAGUUCAUGAAACAGUCUGAAAAGCUGUUGGUUUAAAGAAACUAAAGAAUAAAGGAUUUAUUCUGUCAGAGUGAUAACUUGGAUUCUGGAGCACAUAGAAAAACGGGAAACAUCUCAUUUUAACACAAAUUUCAUGAUUAGACAGAUUAGUACAUUGCUGAAUGCAUAAGAUGUCAGAAUCAGUCAUUUGUAUUCUUUCACCAAAGGAAUACAGUUUUUAUCAGUACAUGGUUGAGCAGGGGUUUACGACCGAGGUGUGGAGGUCAGUGUCCCCCCUUAUCUUGGGGUCCGUAUGUUCACACACUUUAAAACGGUAAAUCUCAAAUGGGAGACCUGGAUUGAGGCAUGAAUGAUUAUUUAGAUGGUCAGCGAUGGCGUCAGUUUGAAAGGUAAUAAAAACUCUGUCUCUGUUCUCCGAAUUGACCGAUCGUGAAGAGUCAGAGGUUUGGUCAACCUCCAGUCAUGUCAGUUAGGUAACCUGAAAGUACAAACAAGUCUGGAAAGAUUUAUAUCCUGUGUCCUGGGACCAGAUAAGAAAACUUUCCUGCGAGGAAUGUGUGAGUUUCACAUACAGGGUUGUCUUGAUUGCUACAUACGAAUAUUAUAAUAUUCAAUUUUAUGAGCCAGAUUUAUUUUACAUGCCAACAUCUAUAAAAGAAAGAGCCAGGCCACGGAGCGCUAUGUGUCAUUCACACAGAUGGUUCUGAUUUUAAUGCCAUUAUUGGAAUUUAUGUUGUAAUCUGUGCGCACAACCCACCUUUGUCACAUGAGGUUUCAAUAUAUGCAACUUUAUGUGAUUGUCUUUAUUUGUGGAAAAGGGUGUUUGUCUUACCAGUGGGUCCAACCUUUCACACACCAAAUCCAUCUGUGCUUAUAUGAGACAGUGUGCAGGACGCCUAUGCCACGCUGCCGGCGAGGAACGAAAAUAGAGCCCAAAGUGUUGAAGGUUUAAAUUAGUUAGUGACAUUGGAGUCGCUUGAUAAGCUCGAUUUAAUUAGUUUAGUUUGGACGGUAAACUCAAACAACUUGAGUCAGAUUUGGUUGGAUGGACUCGCCCAGUCGACCUGACUUUGUUAUGUUAAUGACUUAAAAUCAAGUAAUUCAGCUGAAUUGUUGUCACAAAAGAAGUCAGUUUGGAUAAGUUCUGUUUAAGUAGAUUCAUUUGUUAGUCACAUAAGUUUAGGUAAAUAAGUAAAGCUCACUGAUUGGUCAACAAGUUAUGUGAACAUAGUUACACUGAAAUUGAGUUAGUGAGGUUGUUUAGAUAUAAUGGUGUUUGAUAAAUCCAUUAAGUUGGAUUUAUUGUUAGUUAUUAUUAUUAUUAUUUGUUACUGGAGUCAUGUUGGACAAGAAUGAUUAAACAAGUUGAAAUGAGUCAUCUUCGUAAAACAGUGUGGGUUAGUUAAAGUGGUUGGAUUGGUUUAGUUAAACUUGUUGAGUUAAAAUGAGUUAGUUACAUUAGUUAAGGAGGAUUGAUUAAAUUGGAUCUGGUUAGUUAAGUCAGUUUAGUUGAAUUGGGUCAGUUAAAUGAGUGAGGAUGAAUCGCUCUAGUUUAAAAAGUCAGGAGAGAUUUUUUUGGUUAACAAAGUCAGUUUGGUAAAGUUGUACUGGUUGAGUUCAGAACUGUCAUAUCAUCUCUUCUUUGUUGUUCAUCCCUCUGAUCACCUGUUUUCGUUUCUCUCACUCUCAUCUGUUUCUGUCCAUCAGUUUUGGCCACAUCAAUCUCAGGAGCACCAACUGCAGCUCCUCCUACUUUCCAUCACCAGCCCUCACCCCCUGACCCAAAACAAUCCUCCCCCUCUCUCAGUAACCAACCACCUCUUAUACGAAUCCAAGCCCCGCCUCCUCCUGGACCAGACAAAGCCCUUUCACCCGCCCCAGCGCCUGUCCAAGUCCAAGCCUUGCCCUCUGCUCAAACACCAGACCAAGACCUCCCUUUACCCGAAACACUGGUCCAAGUGCCACCUCCAGUGUCGAAUCAGACUCAAUCCCAGACUGCAGCACCCACUAAAGCCCCAGCCCCCGCAGCUGAGGUCCCAACACUGCCACCAACUGAACCUCCCCGUACACCUGCACCUGCCCCGACACCUCCCCCCAGCCCAUCACCCGCCCCAACACCACAGACUCCAGGUGUGUACGUCAAAGGUGUCAAAUGUGUGUAUUUUGUCCAAAUCAAUAGGACCAGCAGAUUCAAUAUAACCAAUAGAAACACAAUGGAACCUGUCACAUGAAUGAUGUCCAAAAGAAUGUUAGGACAAAUAGAUCCCCACAGAACCAAUAAAAGAAACAGAAACAACCGCAUCAAUGGAACUGAAGACACUAAAAAUCAAGCAACUAAUCAAAAUAGUGCCCCCGCAAGGAACAAACGAGCCCUAGCCUUGUCAUGCUGCCACCUCUUUGGACCCCCUCCCCAGCAGACCACUGCCCUGUUACACUGCCUGUCACCAAGGUAUCAUAGUAUUGUGUGAUCAAAAUGUCACAGUUAUUUUGAUAAAAUAUCAUGGUAUAGUUUUAAUAAAAAUGUCAUAGUAUAGUAUGAUAAAAACAUCAUUAUAUAGUAUGAUAAAAAUAUCAUAGUAUAACAUGAUAAAAAUUUCAGAUUUUAGAAAGAAGAAGAAGUCAUACUAUUGUAUGCUAAAAAUGUUCACAUUUUAGUAUAAUAUAAAUGUUAUUUACAGUAUGUUAAAAAAAACAGUAUAUAGUGAUAAAAAUACCUAUCUUUAAAUGGGCAGCACAGUGGCCUAAUGGUUAGCAUGAUCGCUUCACAACUGCAACAUCCUGGGUUCAAGUCCUGGUCAGAUAUAUUGUGAUAAAAGAAAUAAAAAAGGUAAAAGUGUAGUAUGAUAAUCAUCUCAUGAUGUCACAUUAUAAUUUUUUUAAUUUUAAAAUAAAAAAAUCAUUAUAUUGUAUGAUAAAAAAGUCACAGUACAGUAUGAGAAAUAUAGUAGUAAUUAUGAUAAAAAUGUCACAUAUUAGUGUAAUAAAAUUAUCACUGUAUAGUAUAAUAAACUUAUCAUAGAACCCUAUGAUAAAAAUAUCAUAGGAAAGUAUGAUAAAAAUAUCAAUGUUUAGUAUUAUAAUAAUUUCACAUUUUUGUAUAAAAAAAUAUUCAUAGUAUGCCAAAAAAUAUUAUAGUACAGUAUGAAAAAAUAGGCAUAGUUAAGUAUGAUAAACAUUUCACAUUUUAGUAUCAUAUAAAUGUAAUAGAUAGUACAUUUAUCAAAUCAUAGUAUAUAAUGAUAAAAAUACCUAUCCUGACAUGGAGAGCCGGUGGUGUUAUGGUCAGCACUAAUGCUUCACAGCCAGAGCGUCCUGGAUUCGAACACCAGCCACGUGUAGUGUGGUACAAAAUAAAGUCAGAACUAAAACAAUGAUAAACAUGCUAUAGUAAACUAAUGUAAAAAUUUUAGUAUGAAAAAAGUCAUAGUGUACUAUGAUAAACAUGCCAAAGUUUGUUUUCAUAGUAUCAUAAAAAUCAUAAAAAUUUCUAUUUUUUAGAAUGUAAAAAGUCAUAGUAUAGUAUGAUAAAAAUUUAAUAUUUUGGUAUACUUAAAAUAUCAUAGUAUGGUAUGAUAAAAAUAUCACAUUUCAUAUGAAAAAAUCAUAGUAUAGUAUGCUAAAUAUAUCAAAAUAUAGUAUGAAAAAAGUUAUAGAAAGAUAUGCUAAAAACAUCGUAGUAUAAAAUGAUAAAAAAUGUAAAAUUUUAGCAAUAAGAAAAACUAAUAGUAUUGUAUGAUAAUUUUUUUUUAACAUUUUAGUACAAUAUGAAUGUAAUUUAUAGUACAUUGAUAAAAUCCUAGUAUAUAUUGAUAAAAAUACCUACCUUGACAUGGCCGACACAGUGGUGUAAUGGUUAGCACUAACACUUCACAACCACUACAUCCUGUGUUCGAAUCCCAGUCAUGUAUAACAUUCUAAAAGUAAAGUAAGAACUAGAAAAAGUUAAUGUAUCAUACAUACAUAUCAUGGUACAACAUUAUAAACAUUUCUAAUUUUCAUAAAGAAAAAAAAGUCAUUGUAUAGUAUGAUCAAAAAGUCAUAUUACAGUACCUAAAAUGUAAUAGUGUAGUAAGAUAGAAAUAUCACAUUUUAGUAUAAUAAAAUUAUCACAGUAUAGUUUAAUAAAUAUAUCAUACAAUACUAUGAUAAAAAUAUCAUAAUAAAGUAUGAUAAAAACAUUAAAGUAUAGUAUGAUAAAGAUUUCACAUUUUAGUAAACUAUAAAUGUAAGAUAUAGUAUGUUACAAAAAAUCAUAGUAGAUAAAGAUCAAAAGAUUUACCCUGACACUGGUGGCACAGUAGUGUAAUGGUAAGCACUAUUGCUUCACAGCCAGAACGUCCUGAGUUCCAAUCCAGGAAAGAUAUAUAUUGAUAGAAAUAAAGUAAAGAAUCAAAAAGGUCAAAGUACUGUGUGAUUAACAUGUCAAAGUACGCUAUUGUAAAAAUUUGAUCGUAUUGUAAUAUUGUACGAAAAAAUGUGAUAGCUUUAAAAAAAUGAUAGUUAAGUAUGAUAUAAGUAUCAUAUAUGAGUAUGAUGAAAAAAGUCCUAUUUAAGCAUGAAAUGUUUUUUCAUAACUUAGUAUUAAAAGAAAUGUCAUGGUAUAGUAUGAUAAAAAAUUUCACAGUUUGAGGGAAAAAGUUUAAUUUUGUAGUCCAAAAAAGUUCAUUGUUUAAUAUGAUGAAAAUGUCAUAGUAUAGUAUAAUAAAAUCUGUCAUAGUAAAGUAUAAUAAAAAUGCCAAAGUUAGAUACGAUAAAAAUUUUAUUUUCAUGUGUAAUAAAAAAUGUCAUAGUAUAGUAUUUUAGAAAUGUCAUAGUAUAGUUUGAUAAAAAAGUCAAAGUAUAGUAUGAUGAAAAUGUCAUUGUAGAGUAUGAUAAAAAUGUCAUGGUAUGGAAUGUAAAAAAUUUUACAUUUCAGUGUAGAAAAAUUUAAUGGUAUAGUAGAUAAAAAAUAUCAGUUUAGUAUGAUCAAAAUGUCAUAGUAGAGUAUGACAAAAAUGUCAUAGUAUAGUAUGAUAAAAAUGUAAUAUUCCAGUGUAAAAAAUGUCAUAGUAUAGUAUGAUAAAAAUGUAAUAGUAUAGUUUGAUUAAAAAAAUGUCAUAGUAUAGUAUGAAAAAAAUAUUAUAGUAAAGUAUGAUAAAAAAUAAAUGUUUUUAUGUGAAAAAAAGUUUAUUAUUUUGGAAUGUAAAAAAUAUAGCAUACUUUCAUUAAAAUUUCAUAGUUUAAGUUGAAAUAAAGCAUAUUUUAGUCAUGGUUUCGUAUGAUAAAAAUGUCAUAGAAAUCAUUAAAAUUUUAUAUUUUUGCAUAAAAAGACGUUAUAUUUUAGAAUUUAAAAAUGUCAGUGUAGUAUGAUAUUAAUUUUAUGGUUUGGGGAAAAAACAUUUUUUAGUGUAAAAAAGUCACAGUAAAAUAUGAUAAAAAUGUCAUAGUAAAGUAUGAUUCAAAUGUCAUAGUAGAGUAUGAUAAAAAUGUCAUAGUAUAGUAUGAUAAAAAGUCAGUAUAGUAUAAUCAAAAAGUCCUUUUUAGCGUGUAAAAAAAUCAUAUUUUAGUAUGAUAAACAUGUCAUAGUAUAGUAUGAUAAAAAAAAGUCCUAUUGUAGUGUGUAAAAAAUUUAUAUUUUAGGAUGAUAAAAUGUCAUAAGAUAGAAUGAUAUAGAUUUUAUGUUUUAAGGGAAAAAUAAAUUCAUAUUUGAGUAUGAAAAAUGUCUUUGUAUAGUGCGUUAAAAAUUCUUUAUUUCUGUGUAAAAAAUGUUAUAUUUGCAUAAGAAAAAUCAUAAUAUAGUGUGAUAAAACUGUCAUAGUAUAGUUUGUAAAAAAUUUCAAGUACUGGUAAAAGAAAAAAAUCAUAGUACAAAAUAAAUAAAUGUCAUAAUAUAGUAAGAUAAAAUUUCGAAUUUAGGUAUAAAAAAAUUUCAUAUUUAAACAGAAAAAAAAUUGAGUAUGAAAAUAGUAUGAAAAACAUAGUAUAAAAAAUGUCAAAGUAUAGUAUAAGAAUUUCAUAUUUAAGUAUGUAAAAAAGUCAUAACAGAGAAGGUUAAAAAUGUCAUAGUAUAGUUUGUUAAAAAUUUCAAAUUUUGGUAAGAGAAAAGUUUUAAAUUUUAGAAUGAAAAAAAAUGUCAUAGAAUAGUAUGGAAGAAGGUGUCAUAGCAUGGUAUGAUGAAAAUUUUACAUUUAAGUGUGAAAAAAAAUCACAUUUUAUUAUACCAUAAAUAUACCAUAGUAUACUAUAAAAAUGAUCCAGUAAAUUAUGAUAAAAAUGUUCUAUUAUACGAAAAAAAAGUAUGAAAAAUUAUCAAAAUAAAGUAAGAUAAAAAUGUCACAGAUUUUUGUAUGUAAAAGACGUCAUACUAUAGAAUGAUAAAAGUGCCAAAACAUUGUUUGUUUAAAAUUUCAAAUUAAAAUGUCAUAGUACAGUUUGAUAAAGAACUCAUCUUUAUCAAGUACGUUAGGGCAUCUACUGUAAGAGAUCUCGUAUUAUAGUAUGAAAAAUAUACCGUAGUACAGUAUAAUAAUAAUGUCAUUGUGUAGUAUGAUAAAAAUGUCAAAUUUGGUGGGAAAGAAAAAUUCAUUUUAAGUAUAGAAAGAGUAUCGUAGUAAAGUAGGAUAUGUCAUAUAAAGAUUUCAUAUUUUAUUAUGAAAAGAAAUUCAAUAUCUUAGUAUGAAAUGUCAUAGUACAGUUUGACAAAAAUAUCAUAGUGAAGUUUGUUAAAAAACUAUGUUUAAGUGAGGAAAAAAGUCUUAUUUUAGUAUGGAAGAUGUCAUAGUAUAGAAGGAAAUGAUUUUAUUGUAUAGUAUGGAAAAUAUAUUAAAGUAUUAAAAAAGUCAUACUAUAGAAUGAUAAAAAUGUCAUAGUAUAGUAUGAAAAAAACAUAUUUAAGUAAAAAAAAGUCAUACUAUAGAAUUAUAAAAGUGUGAAAGUAUAGUAUUUAAAAAAAUUAAGAUUUUGGUGUGAAAAUUUUCUAAAUUUUUGUAUAAAAAAUUUCAUAGUAUAGUAUAAAAGAAAAUGUCAUACAAUAGAAAGAUAAAAAUGUCACAGUAUAGUAUGAUAAACAUUUCACAUUUUAGUGCGAAAAGAAAUUCAUAUUUCAGUAUGAAAAAAAAUACCAUUGUAUAGUAUGAUAAAAAUGUCAUUGUAAAGAAUGAUUAAAAUUUCAAAUUUUGGUGAGAAAAAAAAAAAAUUUUUAGUAUAUAAAAAAAUAGAAUUGUAUGGUAAAAAAAUGUCGUAGUCUUGUAUGAUUCAGAUUUCGUAUUUAAAUCUGAAAAAAUUUCCAAUUUUAGCAUAAAAAAUUACAUACUAUAGUACGAUUGAAAUAUAGUAUGAUAAAAAUUUCAUAUUUAAUAUGUAAAAAAGUCCUACUAUAGAAAAAUAGAAAUGUCAUAGAAUUGUUUGUUUAAAAUUUCAAAUUUUGGUGAGACAAAAAAAUCAUAUAUUAGUAUGAAAAAUAGCACAGUAUAGUGUCAUAAAGAUGUCAGAGUAGUUAGAUGAAACAUUUCAAAUUUUACUUUGAAAAAAAAUCAUAUUUUAGUAUAAAACAUAAUGUCAUAGUAUAGUUUGGUAUAAAUUUCAUGUUUAGGUGUAAAAGGUGUAAAGGAUUACUCAAGAGAUGGCUAUGAAUUCAUUCAUUUUUUUAAUAUAUAUUGCGUUUGUUCAUUACCUUAUUGGCUAAUUGUUUUAGUUAAUUCAUUCAUUCAUUCAUUCAUUCAUACCUAUCUCCCCGUCUCUCUGUCUACCAUCUGACCUGUGGGCUGCAGAGCCUGACAGACGCUCAGCAACACCUGGAGGGACCAGGAAAGGUGAGAAGGGGGCCUUAUGAUACAUUCAGGUGUGAAUGGGUAAGGGGGUGUAGGUGUAGGUGUUAGUGUUAGGGGGUGUAGGUGUUAGGGUUAGGGGGUAGGUGUAGGUGUUAGUGUUAGGUGGUGUUUGUGAAGGUGUUAGUGUUAGGGGGUGUAGGUGUUAGUGUUAGGGGGUGUAGGUGUUAGGGUUAGGGGAUGUAGGUGUAGGUGUUAGUGUUAGGUGGUGUUUGUGAAGGUGUUAGUGUUAGGGGGUGUAGGUGUUAGGGUUAGGGGAUGUAGGUGUAGGUGUUAGUGUUAGGUGGUGUUUGUGUAGGUGUUAGUGUUAGGGGGUGUAGAUGUAGGUGUAGGUGUUGGAGUUAGGGAAUGUAAGUGUAGGUGUUCGGGUUGGGUGGGUAGGUGUAGGUGUGGCUGUAGUUGUUAGGGUUAGGGGGUGUAGGUGUAGGUGUGAGGGGGUGUAUUUGUGAAUGGGUAAGGGUUGGGGAAUGUAGGUGUUACUGUUUGGGGUGUAGGUGUAGGUGUUAGUUUAAGGGGGUAAGGCUGUAGGUGUAAGUGCCAGGGGGUGUAGUUGUAGGUGUUAGUGUUGGGGGGUGUAGGUGUAUGUGUUAGGGGGUGUAGGUGUUAGUGUUAGGGAGUGUUGGUGUAGGUGUAGGGCUUACUGUUAGGGGGUGUAGGUGUAAUUGUAAGGGGGUGUAGGUGCUAGGGGUUGUAGGUGUAGGUGUCAGUAGAAGGGGGUGUAGGUGUUAGUGUUAGGGGUGAAGGUAUAGUUGUUAGGGGGUAUGGGUGUGAAUGAGUAAGAUUGAGGGGUUGUAGGUGUAGUGUUAGGGGGUGUGGGUGUAGGUGUUAGUGUUAAGGGAUGUAGGUGUAAAUGUUAGUGUAAGGGGGUUUGGGAUGUAGGUGUAGGUGUUAGGGGGUAAAGGUGUAAGUGUUAGUGUUAGGGGGUGUAGGUUGGGUGUAGGUGUUAGUGUAAAAGUGUAAAAGAGGUUUUAGUGUUAGGGGGUUCAGGUGUAGAUGUUGGGGUGAAGUUGUAGGUGUUAGUGCUAGGGGUGUAGGUGUUAGUGUUUGUGUUAUGGGGUGUAGGUGUAGGUGUAGGUGUAGGUGUUAGCAUUAGGGGGUAUAGGAGGGGGUGUAGGUGUUAGUGUUAGGGGUUGUAGGUGUAGGUGUUUGUGUUAGUGUUAGGGGUGUAGGUUAAGGUGUAGGUGUUAGUGUUAGGGGAUGUAGGUGUAAGAGGGUGUAGGUGUUAGUGUUAGGGGUGUAGCUGUUAGUGGUAGGGGGUGUAGGUGUAGGUGUAGGUGUUAGGGGCUGUAGGUGUGAAUGGGUCAGGGUUAGGGGUGUACGAUUUAUUGUUAGUGUUAGGAGGUGUAAGUGUAGGUGUUAGUGUUAGGAUUAGGGGGUGUAGGUGAGGUGUUAGUGUUAGGAGUGUAGGUGUGGGGGUUAGUGUUAGGGGUGUAGGUGUGGGGGUUAGUGUUAGGGGUGUAGGUGUGGGGGUUAGUGUUAGGGGUGUAGGUGUGGGGGUUAGUGUUAGGAGUGUAGGUGUGGGGGUUAGUGUUAGGGGUGUAGGUAUAGGUGUUCAGGGGUGUUAGGGAUGAUGUCACCGUUUGAGUGUGAGGUAAUGACUUGAGCAGGUCUCUGACCAAUCAUCUCUCUCUCUGCUGUGAUGCAGAGGUCACAUGGGAGGACCAGCAGAAAAAAGCAGCCAAUGGUAUGAUACUAGACUUAGCCCCUUCCCCCUUAGACGGCUCCUCCCACUGUGUUUGUGAUUGGAGGAAGAGCAAUAGUUGGUCUAAUAUGGAUUUCCUGUCAGUUUAGUGUUCCACUAAUCUGUCCAUUAAUUCAUCCCCACAUCCUGUUUUAAUUAUUGAUGCUUUUCAUUUGCCAUCCAUCCACUCAUCCAUCCAUCCACCCAUCCAUUCACUUAUCCAUCUAUCUAUCAUUUCAUCUUUCUGUCUAUCAAUCAAUUCAUUAAUCCGUCAAUCGGUCCCUCCAUCCAUAAUCAAUCUGUCAUCCAUUCAUCCGCGGUGCGAUCAUAAGGAGAGGUGUUGUCGGCAAGUUUAGAUGGUAAAUAUUGUUUUUUUAUCUUUCUAGUAUCUUUCAGAGCAUUAUUUUACACAAAUACGAGGAGAUCUGCAACAUUAUAACAAUGUGGAGCAGGACAGCAGCAGCCGCUAAAAGCCGGAGGGACUGCUGGCAAAAAGAAUCAUUGAUUGUGUAAAUUACAUUUGUGAGUUCAUAAAUUUAUGUCCCCCUAAUAUGUUGUCAUGCAGCGUGUGUGAUCACCUCCAUCAUUGACCUCAUUAUUUCAGAUACAACAGCAGUGGGGAAAAGAGUAGGUGGGAGCAAAAGUGGUUAGUAUGUUUACUGGAAGAUUUUAUUUGUACAUAUUUCAAUGUGUUAACAGUGAUUUCCUCACACUGCCUUUUUUUCUUUUAUCCUCCAUCAUCUGAUGGUCACAUGUCAUCUGCAGACACAUUUGGGGUUAAGAGGAGUUUUCUAAUCUGCUUCAAUAAAUUCUGAAUGAUGAUUAAUAUGCCGCAUGAAACUGGAACUUGGAGCUUGGCAAAUAUUAGUGCAUUGCUUAGACUUCAUGCUACUGAAUAUUGAGGCCGUCCGAGGAAAACCUGUAACGUUCAUAGAGAACUUCAUCAGGUAAAUCAAACGGAUUUGAACGAUCAUGAAUAUAACGCUCUCGGCGAAGUGCUCCUCUCACUAUCCGUGCAACGAUGUCCCCGGGAUCGGGCAAAAGUGGGUGAGCCAUUUUCCAAGAGAUCCGAUUGGUCAUUGGGCGGUCUUUUAUACCUGCUGAGAUCUUAUCCUGAAAAAUAACCUGCUCCAGAGCAGGUUUGGUGUUCCGCGUAAGUUACCGGGGCAACAGACCUGAGGCCUGUACUACGAAGCUGGAUUUGGUCUUAGCGAGAUAACUUCUGGAUAACUUCUGGGUUUUCUGUACUACAAAGGUGGAUCUCUUUUUUUCCGGGUCCGUUGCCCCGGUAACUUACACGGAACGCCGAACCUGCUCCGGAGCAGGUUAUGUUUCAGGAUAAGAUCUCAGCAGGUAUAAAAGACCGCCCACUGACCAAUUGGUUCUCUUGGAGAAUAGCCUGCCCACUUUUGCCGGAUCCUGUGGACGUCGGUGCUUCACUGUGAGGGCUAUUGUUGUGAUGACGUUCUGUAUGAGCGUUACAGGUUUUCUCUUGAGGGGCUGCAGUAUAAUAAUAAUAUCACAUAAUAUCACAGGACCUCGUUUAUCAUCAUCCUACAGCUGAGACAUUAUGAGGAAAUUGCUGUGUACAUGCUGAAAUACUGUAUGUACAAAUACAAUCUGCCAAUAAACCAGCUAACCACUCUGAAGGAUGUUUUUAUAUUUAUUUCGAAUUUUCUCCCACAUUCUUUUUUCCCCACUGCUGCUGCAUCUGAAAUCAUGAGGUCGAUGAUGAUGAUGGUGACAUUUGGGGACCAUAAAUUAAUGAACACACAAAUGUAGCGACAUCUAUCCAUGCCAUCGUGAUGACACAUUAAUAUCUCCAUCGUAGUGACUUACACUAACACAAUUGGUGAUUUUUUUGCCAGCAGUCCUCCGGCUUCUGGCGGCUGCGGCCGUGUUGCUCCUCGCUGUGAUUGUAUCACAGAACUCCUCAUAUUUACUCAGGGUAAUAUCCUGUUCCUCAGCUGUGAAAAACGAUGCUCUUGCUGUUUUGUCCAUUGUGGAAAAUGGUCCAGUGCUGCUAACCCCGCCCCUUUUACGUGUGCGCGCACAGAUCUGAAGUGGCCACACCCGGAUUCAGUUAUCGAGUUGAUUACCAGCUUCUUAAUACAGCUGAUCGGGAUCGCGGAGAUCCGGUGAAGUUGAGCGAGUUGUCGCAGCGAUGUGAUAAUCCAGCUUCAUAGUACAGGCUUCUGGAUAGAAAGAAAUCCACCUUCAUCGUUAUUCCAGAAGUUAUCUCGCUAAAAUCAAAUCCAGCUUCGAAGUACAGGCCUCAGGCCUCAGCUGUUUGUUGUUGUUGAUCAGCUGUUUGUUGUUGUUGAUCAGCUGUUUGUUGUUGUUUUUUUCCUGCAGGUGUGAUGAGGGAUCCAUCAAAGGUAAGCUGACAUGGCAUUCAGAAAUCACAUGAUCAUGACUUCAUUGAUGACCUCACAGGAAGUCUCACCUGUCCUCUGUCCUGGUGUUCAGAUGAGAGACAGUUUGUCCUUCAAAUCGUCAGACAGCGACAUCAGCGAAGUGUCAGCCAUGUCAAACGAUGUCAGAUCAGCCCCAAGUUUCAGGUAAGACAGCAGCAGCAGAUCACAGAGCAGAGAUAAGGUCAGCUGUCUGAAUAUGUUUGACAUAAAUCACCUCCUGUUAGCAUGUUAGCAUGUUAGCAUGUGCGACCUCUGUUUUUCUGUUAGCAUGUUAGCAUGUUGCUGAUCACAAGGUCGUUUUUUCUGCACGCUUCUUUUCUCUUCGCUCGUCGACUGAGAUAGUCGAACUGAGACUUUGGAGGGCCAAUCAGUGGAGUUGGGGGCAGGGUCAGAGGAAACACAGGAAGUAGCUGGGGAGGCAGAGGGUGGAGCUUCACUCCAGAAGAGUGAAUCAGUGGAGGAAGGAGAGGAGGCUGAGCCUGAACCAUCAAAGUAAGCAGCUGUUAGAGGAGCCACUCCAGACCAUUGUCAUGGUAACACCCCCCCCCCUCCCCCACCGCUUCCUCUGCUGAUUGGCCACUGUGUUUCUCCCUUCAGGGCGGUGGCGGCUCCUCUCCAGAAGUCGUCGAGUGUAGGCGGAGAAAUCUGUUCUUUAGGUCGAAACGACGAUGACGAAGAUGACAAGAAGCGGCGCUCCAGCUUCGGCGCCAAAAUGAUGGGGAUGGUCGGACUGGGAAAAAAGAGCCAGAGCGCCUCCCAGCUGAACCCCGAGGGUCAGUAUCUACUGGACACAGGUCCUGACCCCGUCCAAAACAGUCCCAGCUAAGAGUCAGGGCUCACUAAGUCUGGUUCAGGUCUACACUAAGUCUCUGUGUCUCUCUCUCCCUCUCUCGGUGUGAGUGCUGGGUGUGGGGAGUGUGGAGGUGGUGAGUGUGUCUGUUUCCUACUUCCUGUUCACUGUGCAACUGUUAACCAUCAUUGUGUGAUCGUUGGUGGAGGUUGGGCGGUGAUCGGCGACCGGCGAGUCGUGUUUCCUAGCGGAGAUGGCGUCCUCCGGGACGGAGUCUUUGUCUUUGAGGCAUGGCGUGCGGGUCCAGCCCGACCCAUCGGUCCCAGUAGAGAUGGUUCUUUUGGCCGUAGGGGACUGUGUGGGACACGCCAACCUCGCCUACGCCUCCAGGAUGAACAAAGGUGUGGUGGUGUUUGUGAAAGUGGAGAGACUGGUGGCGGAGCUGGUAGCUAGUGGGGUCACCGGUGUUUACCUGCAGGUCUCCCCGCUCGCACUACAUGGUGUACACCAGCACGGGGAGGCGGUUGAGGGGCUUAUGUCUGCCUGCAACGGCUCAGAGCCAACCUUUGAUUGUGUCAGCCUAUGCUGACGAUAUUAAUAUUUUUGUUCAGGACCAGGAAGAUGUUAAAGAACUUAAGCAUUGCCUGGAUCUGUAUGAGAGGGCUGCAUCAGCCAAAGUCAACUGGGAGAAGAGCGAGGCAGUUUUAGUCGGCCACUGGAGUACAGGAAGCACCCCUAGUCUUCCUGGUGGCCUUAGGUGGGGUAGCAGAGGACUAAAGGUCUUGGGAGUGUAUUUGGGUAGGGAGGAAACCACUGCUAAAAACUGGGAGGGAGUGCUGGAGAAGGUGAAAGCCAAGUUAUCUAAAUGGAAAUGGUUGCUACCUCAGAUGUCUUACAGGGGAAGAGCUCUGAUUGUCAAUAACCUGGUGGCCUCGUCUCUGUGGCACAGGCUCCAAGUUCUGGACCCUCCACCAAGCCUCGUGGGACAGCUGCAGCGACUCCUGGUGGACUUUUUCAGGUCCGGUCACCACUGGCUACGAGCGUCAGUCCUGUACCUUCCUGUGGCAGAGGGGGGGCAGGGUCUGAUAGACAUCGCCUCCAGGACCGCUGCCUUCAGGCUUCAGGCAGCUCAACGUUUCCUGUACGGACCUUCUCACUGCUGGUUGGAUGUAGCUCGGCUGCUGCUCCGGAAGGCUGGGCGGCUUCGCUUUGACAAACAGCUGUUUCUCCUGAAGCCCCCUGCUCUCACCUUCACUGAACUGACACCUUUCUACAGCUCAGUGUUUGUUGCGUGGAGGACUCUGGUUUGCACUCGACCAUCUGACCCCAAGCCUGGGAUGUGGCUGUUUGAGGAGCCACUUUUCGACAAUGAUCUUUUAGUUAACACCAUGUUUUCAUCCAACACCCUGAAAAGUGUCUUCACUGAAGCUGAAGUCAUUAAGCUUGGACAUCUCACAAGAACACCUGUAGAGAGUCUGGCUGACAUGACUGGUAUAAAAUCAACCAGAGUGCUGCAGAACCUGGUGAAGGAGGUGUGGCAGUCUCUGUCGGGGCCCCUCCGGACUUUUGCUCAGAGUCGGGGUCAGUUGGAUGGAGGGCCAGGACUACAUCUUCCCCUCCCUGAGUGUGAGUCCUGCGGUGUGAGAAUGGAGGGAAGAGAGUGGACUGUUGCCGUCCUUAAAGAGACCAGUACUGGGAGCCUUCAGCGCCUGCAUGGGGAAGCAGCUGUACCUCAGCUGUGUGAAAGUACUGAACCUGCGAAAAAGAAAUCUGUGGUGUUGACCAACUUUAUUUUUGCGAGUGCUAAGCUAGCCAUCUGGAAGACUCGCAAAAACAAGGUUCUUGGGGUGGACUGGACUGAUCCGGUCUGUUACCUCACGGGUUUGGUGGCGGCACGUCUCAGGAUUGAGCACACCUUUUAUAAACUGACCCAAAAUUUGGAUGGUUUCAGGGAUGUGUGGGCUAUUGGGCAAGUCCUGUGCUCACUGGAGGAAAAUGGCUUCUUAAGUGCUGAAUUUUUGAAGGAUUAGUUUUUAGUGUGUGUGUGUGUGUGUGUGUGUUGGUAUUUAAUCAUGUUAUUUAAAUCCACAGUAUUAGUUAACAUGUCAUCUGUCUUUAAGGAUUGUCAGAAUGUUUUAUAAAUAAAGUUUGUUAAAAGUCAAAGUCUGUCUCUCUCCCUCUCUCUUUCUCACUGUCCCUCUAAAUCUCUCUCCCUCUCCCUUUCUCUCUCUCUCUUUGUUUCUCCCCGUCUCUCUCUCUUCCUCUUUGUCCCCCCCCCCCCCCGACUCUGUCUCUGUCAUUCACUCUCUUUCCCUCUCUCUUUGUCUCUCCUUUUGUCCAGAGGAGGAAAAGAAGAAGAAGGUGGUCAGACUCCCUGUCCAGAGAAGCGUAGAGACCGGAUUGGCCGUUGAGUUUAAGUCUCGCUUCACCCGACAGCUGAGUCGAGACCCGGACGCCGAGGAGCCCAAACCCGGAGCGUAAGUCAGAUUCCUUUUGUUUUGGCCACGCCCUGUUCUAAAAGCCACGCCCUGUUCUAAAAGCCACGCCCCUCUCCUGGCCCAUCCUGCAGGCUGAUUUUUCCGGGGGUCAAACUGGCGUCGGACAAACAGUUCACCGGAUUCCUGGAGGGAUUAGGCCCCGCCCAGCUGGCUGGACGGCAGACUCUGGCCACGCCCCCUAUGGGUAACGCUCAGUCACUGUUCUCAUAGUUUCCCAUUUUAACCCUCUCUGUGACAUCACAAGACCUGAGCUCCUCUGAUUGGUUGUUGUGGGCAGGUGACAUCCAGAUUGGGAUGGUUUACCGAAAAGAGCGUCUGGACGUGGAGGUGAUCCGAGCCCGAGGACUCGUGGGAAAACAGGGCAACAAAAACACUCCAGGUGACACACUGUACACACUAAUACACACUGUAUACACGUGCGCACGCACACACACAUAUAAACACUGUGCACAAAUUUCAGUGAACACAAAAGUACACAGUGUCAGUAUAAUUACACAAAAAACACACACUGUCAAUCAGCUGUUGUGUGUGUGUGUGUGUGUGUGCAGCGCCCUAUGUGAAGGUGUAUCUGAUGGACAAUGGGAAGUGUGUGUUAAAGAGGAGAACCCGUUUGGCGAGAAAAACCCUCGACCCGCUUUACCAACAACAACUUCAGUUUGAGGAAAAUCCAGAAGGGAAGGUUCUACAGGUAACACACACACACACACACACACACACACACACACACACACAGUAUAUUCACAUAUACACUCACCGGCCACUUUAUUAGGUACACCAUGCUAGUAACGGGUUGGACCCCCUUUUGCCUUCAGAACUGCCUCAAUUCUUCGUGGCAUAGAUUCAACAAGGUGCUGGAAGCAUUCCUCAGAGAGCUUGGUUCAUAUUGACAUGAUGGCAUCACACAGUUGCCGCAGAUUUGUCGGCUGCACAUGCAUGAUGCGAAUCUCCCGUUCCACCACAUCCCAAAGAUGCUCUAUUGGAUUGAGAUCUGGUGACUGUGGAGGCCAUUUGAGUACAGUGAACUCAUUGUCAUGUUCAAGAAACCAGUCUGAGAUGAUUCCAGCUUUAUGACAUGGCGCAUUCUCCUGCUGAAAGUAGCCAUCAGAAGUUGGGUACAUUGUGGUCAUAAAGGGAUGGACAUGGUCAGCAACAAUACUCAGGUAGGCUGUGGCGUUGCAACGAUGCUCAAUUGGUACCAAGGGGCCCAAAGAGUGCCAAGAAAAUAUUCCCCACACCAUGACACCACCACCACCAGCCUGAACCGUUGAUACAAGGCAGGAUGGAUCCAUGCUUUCAUGUUGUUGACGCCAAAUUCUGACCCUACCAUCCGAAUGUCGCAGCAGAAAUCGAGACUCAUCAGACCAGGCAACGUUUUUCCAAUCUUCUAUUGUCCAAUUUCAAUGAGCUUGUGCAAAUUGUAGCCUCAGUUUCCUGUUCUUAGCUGAAAGGAGUGGCACCCGGCGUGGUCUUCUGCUGCUGUAGCCCAUCUGCCUCAAAGUUCGACGUACUGUGCGUUCAGAGAUGCUCUUCUGCCUACCUUGGUUGUAACGGGUGGUUAUUUGAGUCACUGUUGCCUUUCUAUCAGCUCGAACCAGUCUGGCCAUUCUCCUCUGACCUCUGGCAUCAACAAGGCAUUUCCGCCCACAGAACUGCCGCUCACUGGAUAUUUUUUCUUUUUCGGACCAUUCUCUGUAAACCCUAGAGAUGGUUGUGCGUGAAAAUCCCAGUAGAUCAGCAGUUUCUGAAAUCCUCAGACCAGCCCUUCUGGCACCAACAACCAUGCCACGUUCAAAGUCACUCAAAUCACCUUUCUUCCCCAUACUGAUGCUCGGUUUGAACUGCAGGAGAUUGUCUUGACCAUGUCUACAUGCCUAAAUGCACUAAGUUGCCGCCAUGUGAUUGGCUGAUUAGAAAUUAAGUGUUAACGAGCAGUUGGACAGGUGUACCUAAUAAAGUGGCCGGUGAGUGUAUAUACACACACAAACACACACACUCAUAUAUACACACACACACACAUACACAGGUAACCCCCCCCCACACACACACACAUAGACACACACACAUAUAUAAACACACACACACAUAUACACACAGGUAACACACUCUCACACACACACACAUAUACACACACACACAUAUACACACAGGUAACACACACACAAACACGUAUAUAGACACACACAGGUAACACACAUACACACACACGGAGUCCUGACUCCGCCCCCUCUGUCUGUCUGUCCUCAGAUCAUCGUCUGGGGGGAUUACGGGCGCAUGGAUCAUAAGUCCUUCAUGGGCGCUGCUCAGAUCUUAUUGGACGAUCUGGAUCUGUCCAACAUGGUGAUUGGCUGGUUUAAACUGUUUCCUGCCACCUCAAUGGUUGACCCUGCCUUGGCCCCGCUGACAAAUAAGGAGACAGAGGGUAGUCAGUCAUAG
Xyrichtys novacula (pearly razorfish) is the source of this 60865-nucleotide messenger RNA. NCBI's taxonomy places the organism in Eukaryota, Metazoa, Chordata, Actinopteri, Labriformes, Labridae. The record is from the annotation of a GenBank genome assembly.